This is a messenger RNA of Pelobates cultripes (western spadefoot toad), 74987 nucleotides long. Lineage: Eukaryota; Metazoa; Chordata; Amphibia; Anura; Pelobatidae. The record is from the annotation of a GenBank genome assembly.
CAGGAAGUGUUGUGUAGGAAUGAAGCAGGACAGCUUAGGAGUGACUUGAAAAAAACUUUCUAGGGAGAGAGAAUCAGCCUACAAGAAGAAAAGAAAAAAAGUGAUUUAAUUCUGGCAGAGAGAAGGCUGGCAAACAUGGCACUCAGGGUGCACUGACAGGAUGGGUCUACAGCCAUGGAUCUGGGGUCUUUGUGCCCUGUUUAUUCAGGGGGCUCUCUGCACAGAAGGUAGGUGGGUGUGCUAUAGGAAGAUACAAUGUGUCUUGUUGAAGGUUAUAGAAUUCAUUGCGUAAUUGACGCACACUGGCUAAGUUGUGGAUCAGAUCACUGAGGGGUGCUACUAAAUGCAUGGCUUAUGCAGACUUUAUUUUUGGGUUUGUGACAGUAAACACCGGAGUUGUUGGGUUUUUUUUUUUUGCGGGGGGGGAGUGCACUGUUUUCAUAAUGAAAGAGCAUGCACAGACAUUAGAAAAUUGAGAGGAUUAAGGUUUGCCCUCCCUCAUGUCAAAACAUUAACCUGACAGUGUGGACAAUAUAGCAAUAGAAUGUGUUUAUUUAUACCCGGGAUAAGAUAGCCUGUGAACAAGCAUGAGGUUAGAAGUUUGUGGUCUGUUUGUGUAUUAUGAGGAGGUUAGAGUUGUAUGUUCUUAUGUUUUAUAAUAGGAGGAGGUGAUAUAUAUGUGUUAUAAUGUCUUUGUAUAAGUAGGUGAUAGGUGUGUAUUCUGACUGUAUAUUAGGAGGUUUUCUAAUGCAUAUGUAUUAGCAGAAGUUGAGAGGUAUGUGUCCUACUAUCUGUAUAUUAGAAGAUGAGAGGUAUGGGCCCUGAUGUCUGUGUAUAAGGAGAUGGUGAGAGGUAAGUGCCCUGCUAUCUGUAUAUUACAAGAUGAGAGGUUUGUGUCCUGCUAUCUGUGUAUUAGCAGAAGUUGAGAGGUAUGUGUCCUGCUAUCUGUGUUUUAUCAGAAAUUGAGAGGUAUGGGCCCUGAUGUCUGUGUAUUAGGAGAUGGUGAGCGGUAUGUGUCCUGCUAUCUGUGUAUUAGAAGAUGAGAGGCAUGUGUCCUGCUAUCUGUGUAUUAGCAGAAGUUGAGAGGUAUGUGCCCUGCUAUCUGUGUAUUAGGAGAUGAGAGGUAUGUGUCCUGCUAUCUGUGCAUUAGGAGGAGGUGAGAGGUAUGUGUCCUGCUAUCUGUGUAUUAUGAGGAGGUGAGAGGUGUGUGUCCUGAUGUCUCUGUAUUAGAAGAAGAUGAGAGGUAUGUGUCCUGCUAUCUGUGUAUUAGGAGGAGGUGAAAGGUAUGAUGCCUGUUUAUUAGGGGGAGGUAUGUCUUUUGGUUUACCUGCGAACACUUACAUUUAACAGAGAUGGUAAACAUAAAAAUGAAAUCUGGAAAAUCUUACCAACAUCAAAAGGGUGAAAACACAAUACAUAAUGUUUUUGUCUACAGCCAAUUCAAAAAGGCACAACAUGCAAACAGUAGAAGUGUAAAAUAAUGACCCUGUUUAGAAUGUAAGUGAUAGGUAAGUGUUGGGAGUAAAUCUCAGCAUACAGGUUUAGUGGCAAUGCUAGGUGUAAGGAUAAAAGUUUGAACAAGCAGUUCAAGGAAGACUAGCUCCCACAGCUCCUUAUCUGCAAAUAGUGUCUAAAUGGGUUAAUCUCGCAGGCGCAUACCUUAGGAUUUAUUAAAAAUGUACACAACAGCAUUACAAGUGCAUGUCUGCUUAUAUGUGUGGAUAUAUAUAUAUAUAUAUCAUCUUUGAUUGUAUUAUCUGUGUAUGCACAACAUAGUCACAAAGUUUUACUACUAUACUUUUAUUAUUAUUAUUACGUCUAUAUUUAUUUGCGGCAAAAUUAGUUAAAUUGGAGAAUUUUUUUUGAAUCCUAAAAUUUGCAAUUGUCUUGUUAAUUCUCUACAAUCCCCAGUGAAUUUGUGAGUAGAUCCAUCAUUGUAUUGAUGUAUGCUGUCAUACUAAAAAUCUGUGGGUCAACACCCUUGUCACCGUUUAUACUUAUGGUCCUUCAUUUGCCUGUCAUCUUUUUUUUGUCACUGUACAGCGCUACAAAAUAGGUUGGUGCCCUAUGUAGCAAUAAUAUUAAUAGUGGUAAAAAUGGAAGAGUUCAUUAUGUCAGACUCAACAUCCUGAUACAAAAUGAAACUGUUAAUAUCUGUUUACCUUUACACCAGGGAACAGAGUAUUGCAGACCAUGUUCGGAAGAAAACCCUGUAUUCUUAAUGCUAUAGUGUUUGCAUUUAGUUUAAUGUCCCACCAAAUCUAAAUAAAAGGGCCGAGAUCCAGUCGCUGUAGCCACUUGAUCUGUCUCCCACAACGUCACAUUGAUUUUUCUCUCUUGUCCAAUCCAAUACUUUUCAUAGAGAAGCAUCGGGGGACUAAAAGCGCAUGUGCGGCCACUACUGAACUCCUCCAAUGAAAUGGAGGUUAACUGUGAAAACAGAGUUUGACUCCAUUCUCACAGUUGAUCCACCUCUAAUGGCUCUCAGGAAGACAACCACUAUAGGUGUUUUCAGCCUUGCUAUGUAAGCAUUGCGGAAUCUACUAAAUGGCAAUGGUUUACAUUGCAUGGUUAAAACUAAAGGCCCACUGCACCCAGACCUCUUUAUUGAGAUGAAGUGGUCUGGGUGCCUUUAGUGUUCCUUUACUGUCAGUGUAGGCCCCACGUUAUCCUUAUUGUGAAGAACAUCAAAGGGCUGUCUGCAUUAUUGAUUUGAGAAUUUUGCAAAACUUAGGCCAAAGUAGCCGAUAUGGAAAAAAUCUCCAACUGUGAUAAAUUUUAGAUCUUAUCCCACCAACUUUUUUUUGGAUUAUGUUUUUGAAUUGUGUUCUCAAGUGACCACAACUUCAAAAAGUACAAAACAUAUGACCUGUCCAUACGCACCAGAGACACAGUACGAAGCUGCACACAUCAUUAUGAAUGGUAUCAGUAUCACAAUGCAGAGCAGCAUGCAUUUUUAUCAGUGUAAAGACCCCGAACAUCAAUAUAUAGCAGCGUGCAUUAUUAUGACUGUAUAGACCCCAGUAUCUAUAUAGAGAGCAACAUGCGUUAUUAUUAGUUUAUAAUUUCCUGUAGCACAAUAUAGUGCAGCAUACAUCAUUAUGUGUAUAGAACAGCAUGCAUCAUUAUUGCCAGUGCAGACAGCCAGCAACAUAAUAAAGAGCAACAUGUAUCAUUUUGUAUCAGUGUAUAGACAACUUUAAAAAUUGAGCAUCAUUAUUUUUAAUGUAUAGACACAUUGUAUAAAUUAUUUCCAUACAGAGCAUCAUCCAUCAUCGUCAUAAACAUGAAUAGCACAGAAAAAAUUUGCACAGCCUCUAAACAUAUUCACUCACAAACUUUUAUUCACUAUGGUGGGAAUUGCUGGGAAUUCAAAGUGAAAUAAAAUUUUAGGUCCUUAGCGGAGAGAUGCAUUUUUAUAUAUAUAUAUAUAAUGGUGAUGAAUACUAGAAUCAAAACUAGGGACUGAUUUACAAAAUGCGGGGCACUUGGCAGCUAUUAAAGUGCAUAGAUCAAGAUAUGUCCCCAAGAUAUUUCUAGGUUAACCAGGAUGCUGAUGUCAAAUUGGUGGUAUGUCGUACAAUGUACAGGUGGACAGAGGUCUCUUUGUCCUGCAAAUAUUAUUGUCCGUGUGGAUGUGACCUCCCAAUAUCACCAUGCUAUGACCUCUGACCUACAAGGUGAGAUAAGUGCCCUAUAGUCCUAUAUUAUGAGCAGUGCCACAAGCAUUGCAGAAAGGUAUUAUCUGUGUGCGAAACACAGCAUCAAAUAACAUUAACGUGGAAAAUAGUUUGAAAGGCACUCUGAGAAACAGUAAGGUAGUAAGAUCAGAGCCCUAGGGAUACGGUGUAAAUACUGGUAUUGCAGGUUAAAUCGAGGUCACUUAUCUUGCCUACAGUAGGUGCAAUACUUGUGUCCUGGUUAUUUACCAGAGUGAAAAUUCAGAAUUAAUUUAAAAGGGUAGAGUAGCCAAACGAAAGCAUAUAUUAUUUUUUCUAUUUUGACCUUCAAUUUUAAAUUCUACGUAUGUUUCAAUGGCACCUGUGUUAUAGGAAGAGGCGAGAGUCAUAUUUACCCUGAUACACGUGUAUUAGACGUAGAUGGACGAUAAGUGGUCUGUUAUGUAUAUUGGACUGAUGUGAAAGAUAUGUCCUGUCUGUGUAUUAGGAUGUGAAUGGUAUGUGCCUGAUACUUUUGUGUUAGGACAGGGCUCAACAAAUCUGGGAUUUGUCAGCCUUUUACCUAAAGUGGCCAGCUGGGCAAACAAUGGAGCCGGCCAGCUGCCCGGUCGCUCAGGGAGUGUUGUAGCCGGCCGCCCUGGGAGGUAUGGAGGCGGCCGGCUCAGGAAGCUGUGUAGCCGGACGUCCCCGGGAUCAUGGUGGCGGCCAGCGCAGGGAGCUUUGUAGCGGGCCGGCCGCCCGCAGAAGGUAUGGAGGCGGCAGGCUGAGGCAGCGCGCGAGGGAGCCAUCUUCGUCCAGCUCCCCUCUGCUCCCUCACGCUGUGUAAUGACGCCGGGAGACGGAAUAUGAUGUCAUUCCGGCCCCGGCAUCACUGCAGUCAGUGCGAGGCAGCAGAGAAGAGCUGCAGGAAGACUGCUCCCUUGCGCACAGGAAUAUCAGCCCCACUGGACCCCAUGGAAAGUCCACUCAGCUCUUCCAAAGGUAGGGAGGUUGGAUGGAUUAGAAUUAAAAUAUAAAUGUGUGAGUGUUAGAGAAAGUGUGUGUCUGUGUGUGUAUAUGUCUGUGUGUGUCUGUCAAUGAGUGUGUGUGUGUCUGUCAAUGAGUAUGUGUAAGUCUGUAUGUCUGUCAGUGUGUGUGUAUGUCUAUCAGUCAGUGUGCGUGUGUAUGUCUGUCAGAGAGUGUGUCUGUUUAGGUACCUGCCCCCCUCCGAUCACAUGAUUGGUGUUUUUACUUACCUUUUUCCCCCACGCCGUGCUGGUUUCGCUGUUGCUUGUCCCGCCUCCAUAGCUCAGAUCUUAAUGAUCUCAGCUAAGCCAAUACUUUCCCAUAGGAAAGCAUUGGGAGGAUAUUACGCUUGUUCUCUAUGGGUAACAAUCAGCGCCUCCAUGUAGAGCACUGACACAGGACUCUAGUGGCCGUCUGAGUGACUGUCAUUAGAGGUCUUAGUAGGCAGCAAUGUAAGCACUGCGUUUUCUCUGAAAAGGCAGCGUUUACAUUGAAAAGGCUACAGAGACAGGCUAUAGGAACCAGAACAACUACAUUAAUCUGUAGUGGUUCUGGUGACUAUAGUGUACCUUAAAAAAACUUUUUUAGCUGGCUGCUAGAUUCCAAACAAAUUUGUCAAGCCCUGUGUUAGGAGGUAAGAGGUAUGUGCUCUGAUACCCAUGUAUAAGCAGGCGAUAGGUACUACUGUCAAUAAUUAUAAUUUUGUCUGUCACAUUCUUUUCACAAUGAAUUUGUAAUCGUUUUAUUGGUUUUAGUAAAAAGGGAGAGGCAAGUUUAUUUAUUACUAAAGCCUGAACUAAUCAAACUAGAAAUGUAUAUUUAUAAUUUAAUUUCAGCUAUUUUGCCCUUAAGUUUGAAAACACUUUGAAAUGGACAAUUUGCCAUCUUUUAAUGCACUAUAUGUUCAAUUUAGUAUUAGAUCAUUCUGCAGGAAAAUGGCAAAACAUACUGUUUUGUUUGGUUUGAUUUAAUACCAUUCAAUGCCAACAAUACGUAACAAAACGAAAAUACAUUUUUGUGGCAAUGUAGAUAUUUUAUGUCUGUGAAUUAGUAGAAUGCAUGGGGUAUGUAUCCAUAUUUGUCUUAAAGGAAAACUUUAAUAGUAAAAUUCAUUAUUAUUUGUUGAGAUGUUGUUAAUUUGGUUCUUAGAGUUUAAUUCAGAGCUUAGCUCAGGAGAGCUAACGAAAGCUCAGAGCAGGAGAUUACAGGUCUAAGGACCGAAAAGAAAGGGGCAAGAAGCUGCGCCCAGCGAACUCUAGGUAAGUAGUCAAACUAUUAGCAAAUGGUUGACUACUUAUAUUGGGAGGCCACUAGGACUUUACUUGUACCAUAAAUACUACAUUGUGCUGUAGUGGUGAUGGUGCUCGGAGAGUUCUUUUAACUCUUCAAGUUUUUUAACUCCGAUUUUAUGUAUCUACAUGUUUAAAUGUGAAAAUAUGGCAAAAUGUUGGCUAGCUGAGACUAUAGCAUGGUAGAUGGUUUUGCGCACAUUUUGCAAUUCUAUUUCCAAUUCUUUCCAAUUCAAACCUCAUUGAAUAAGCUGCACUAUGGUUUGGUGUCUAUAUUUUUAUGUAAAAAGAAAGAUUCUUUGUUUUGCUGGAUAGAAAAUUACUGAAAAUGUUCUGUUUUACUUUGCAAAGGCAAAUUGUAUCCAUUUGUAAUUCUCGAGUGGCAAAAUUGCAUUUUUUAUGUUUGUCAGAAAAAUUGUUACAACAGAGAAAUGUGAACAAUUAGUCAUGGAUUCCUGAAAUUGUAAGCUUUUAAACAAGUUACUUGUCACUGGCAACCUCAUGCCUUCAAAUGAAAACCACUUUGGGUACCAAAAACGCAAGAAUGCAUCGGUUUUAUUUGGUACACUGUCAAGCAGAUGUUAUUUGCAUAAAAUGCAAAAAACUAAUAUAGCGUCAUAGCUCCACCUCUUGUAUCUCGUCCAAAAGGACGCACUGAGACACCUAGCACUAAAUGUAUAGUUGUACAGGGCUGUCUCAUUCUAGGAUGUGAGAGGCACACAUUCAGAAUAGAGUAUCGUUUGACUUCACGUUAUGGGUAAGAAUUUUUUUUUAGAAUGAACUGUUUGUAACUCUUUUAAAGGAACACUUCAAUUUAAAAAUAAUAAAUGUGUGUAUAUAUAUAUAUAUAUAUAUAUAUAUUUUAUACGAUAUAUUUUUAAAAUAAUAUAUAUAUAUAUUUUUUUAAUAGGAGUGUUUCUUAAACUGUUUAGAGCACUGCCCAUUUUGGCACUUAAAGGGUUAAGAAUCCAUUAAGCUCACCUUUUUUUUGCAUGGCUGUGAAAGCCUACUCAUUGCAGCUCUAAUCCAUCUCUUGUGAAAUCAGUUUUACCGAUGAUGCAUUCGAUCAGAUGCUUCUCAUAGAAAAGUAUUAGGAGACGUGGUGCAUGCGCAACAUUCGCUUCCGGCCACCAACAAUUGAAUUGAAACCAAUGCUUCUCAAUGAGCUACAGUUUAAAGCAAGUGAGGAAGGAAACUCUCCCUGCCGUCUUCUUGUCUUCUCGACAGCGGGAGGUGUUACUAAGGAGAUUUCUAAAAGUUUCUAUUUCUUUAGAAAUAAGCCAGAAAGGACAUGUAGUUACCCUUUAAUGUAGUUCAGUAAGCUAAAGUGUUUCAGGGGAUUAAGGAGUCCUUUUAAAAACAGAUGCUAAAAUGGAUCAGACGUAAUCAAACUUAAAAAUGUUGUUAUAGAACAUUGCUGUGACACUGUCAGUUUAAAUGAUCCUGCAUUGUACAAUUACAUUUCCACUUUAUUAAACCCCUGCUGUACAUGCACAUGCAUGUUGUUGUAAAGUGUGUAGCAUAUUGUUGCUUGGCACAGAAUAUAAGCCCGUGCAAAUGGUCCAGCUAAGGUCAGAGUAUGCGCGGGUGGUAAUGGGCAUUGCGCCACAUUUGUAAGGACAGGAUUUUGCGGAGGAGAACUUUUAGGAGUAUUUGAAUUGUGAUACUGGAAGAUGUGAUAAUACUGAGAGACGGGAAGAAGAGAUCCGGAGUGGGGAAAAUAAGCUGUUAAAAUGAGAACUAAAAAGGAACUGUGGUUUAGCUCACGAUCGUAUUUACCUUCACAACCAGCAUAGCAUUAGAUUGUAAACUAUAUCGAUCAAUAUCCUAUUAAUCUAAAACAUCUUGCGCCUUACUCCUUUCCUCCUCAUGUAUUAUAGAUUGAGCAAAAAGCACAGAACAGUGUAUACUGACAGCAUGUUAAGGCUCAUGAUACCUCCCAACAUUGUGAGAUAUGCCAACGGGAGAGGGCAUAGCAGUAGGGCGAUGUUCUCAUGCCAUCUUUGUGAUUUGAACUCUGUAUAGUUGUUUAAUAUCUAUGUACGUCCCCGUGGUACACACACACAUUGAAGGAGAUUAAAUAACCCAUGAUUACGUGAAAGCGUGCAAUAAUAGCAUAAUAUAAUGACAUCAUAACUCAUGGCCAAUUUUUAUCCAGAAUUCACAGACUCCUUGCUGGAAUGACAGUCUUUAACAGUCUAUCUAUGUCAUGAAAAUUCUUUUCUCCUGCAAAUAUAACCGAAUAUAUAUUUUUGAUACAUGUGUGGAACAAGCAACUGUUUGCGAAUGUAUAUAUUCUGAUCUAUGAUCAUUUUGCAGCAAUAUUGAUUUUCGACUAUACCGGCUACUUUACUAAGUGUGAGUGUUGGGGUCUUCCAAUGAUCCACCUGCUGUUUUCUCUGUAAAGGUGUUACUGAUACGGACAUGGGAUUCUGUAACAAUCAAUCGGAGUUACAGGGUAUUGCCUAUAGAGUGAUUAGUCAACAAGCCAAAGUAAAUUUCACAUCUUAGGCCCAAAGUAGUCGAAUCAGAAAAACCAACAUUGCUCGGUUAUUUUGACUGAGAAUUUGAAAAGUGUUUUUGAAUUUCCUAAUAAUUCACAUUAAAGGAUUAAUUUAUCAUCGUACAGGCUAUUUCCUGUAGGCACAAUGGGUUUCCCUCCACUGUUUAGCAGGCAGAAAGUGUGUGGUUUGUUAGUAAUCAUAUGUCUGAGAAAACCAAUGGUUCUGUUUUCUGAAACAGGGUGAUCACAGGUCCCCUGUAACCAGCAGGACAAUGGAGAGCAGAUAUUGUAAUUGUAAUGCUAUGCUGCAUGAUGCAUUUGUUGUUUAUGUGGAUCCAAUUAAAGGGAAAAUCUGUUCACCCUAAAUAACCGAAAAAUGAGACGCUUUCGUCUGUCAACACAAUAAUGUCUUAUCAGUCCAUGCUGGGAUUAAUUAUUAAUCACUUUGCUAUCCUGGGAUCACACACACCUAAAACUAGGCACAAAGAAUGCAGGGUUUAAAUAAUUCAAUUGGGAAGCCAGAAAUGUACUUAUAAAACUUGCAGGCUAUUUACUAAAGUGAGAUUUCAAAGUGGAUUUCAAAAUUAUCAUCAGAGCAGCUAAAAGGGAAACCAUUGCUGACUGUUAAAAUUUCUGGUUCGGCCAUUGUGAACUUAAAUGGUCACCAGAACAACUACAGCUUGUUGUAUUUGUUUUGGUGAGUAUAACAGUCUCUUCAACCUUUUUACAGUAAACACGGUCUUUUCAGAGAAAAUGCAGUGUUUACAUUACACCCUAGGGAUACCUCCAGUGGCCACUCCUCAGACGGCUGUUAGAGGUGCUUCCUGGGACAGUGCUGCACAGUGUGACUGACAUUCAGUGUCUCCACCCUCUGCGUAGAGACAACGAACUUUCCUCAUAGAGAUGCAUUGAUUCUAUAGAUGGUGGUUUUAACACUAUACAUGUUUGUUUUCCUGACCCUAUACUUCUCAUUUUCACUUUAGUGAAUAACCCUUUUAGCAUCACAACAUAAGCACAAGCACUACGGAAUCUGUUGACACUAUAUAAGUGACGAUAAUAAUAUAUAUAUAUAUAUAUAUAUAUAUAUAUAUAUAUAUUCACAGGGUGCCACUCCAUGCUUUCUCUCAAUCUCUAGACUCAGUCUCAUAUUACAGCCAUGCUGUGUUAAUAAAGUACAUUUUCAAAAUAUCUCCUUGGUUUUGAGUUGAUAGUUAGGAAUCCGUUGUUGGGGUACAGUGGCAAAAGAGAAAUGAGUUGGCUAGUUGUGUGACAUUGAGAUGGAGUUUAUUGUAUUUUUGAAAGCAUGCCUAAAAGUGUGUCUGUCAAUUAUUGACUAUUUGAGUGACAGAUAUGAACACCCCUAGUAUGGAAAACAUCAGCAUUUUACCUGACUGCUAUACUUAAAAUCCUAACUUUUUAAACUAUAGAGAAUUGUAUCAAACCUGAAUAAAGAGAGAGACAUUAAAGAGACACCAGUUAUCUGCAAAUUCAGAGUUCUUUUUUUCCAGUCACAGAAUGCAAAAUUGCAUGAAUUGAAAGGACUACGGGUCAACAGCAGCAAUUGUGAUGAUUUUUUAGGGAUGCUUAUAAAAUUUACAUCCUGCAGGGCUGCAAUUCAUAAAUUGCAUCCAUGAGACACCACACUUACCAUGAGGAUGCCUUGAUAAAAACAGCAUAGCAGGACUGCAUUAUAAAUCAGUGCUAAGCAUUACAGCAUGCUAGCCAUAUAGAAACUGGCUGGAUGGAAUUUGUACCCAGCUUACAAUUCUGCGGAACAGACAUUGAGCCAUUGAUUAGUGUGUUAAACUUUGAGCGCUAUGUGAUGAUAAGGUGAGGUAGAGGCAGACUCGAGGACAUAUCAUGGCAUGGUGCCAUAUUUUGAAGAAUAGAACGUGUCUCAUAUAUAGUACAAACCACAUACAAUCUCAGCUGCGGAGUGUGUCCUGACUGCAUGGUGUGUGGUUGUCUUAGUGGAUAGCAGCUGGGGAAUAGAUUAUAUUUUAUCAGCAUGUUCUCAAUUCUCCACUGUAUAGAAUGUGCUCUUAAUGAUUAGACUCCAUAGAUCCCUAUCAUAUACCCAAUAUAUUCAACCUGCAGUGUGUACCCCAUUGGGUACUUAUAAAAUGGCUAAUAUGCACUUCAACACUUUUUCCAAGCCAGUUUAGUGGAUGGGGAGUCACUGGCUGAGAGCGUCAACUGAUUGGUGGCACGCAACGCUUCCUGAAUCUUAACAUUCAGAAGCCGGGGGGGAGUGGACAUCACCGCUGGAGGCAACUUUGGGGUUAAACCGUUGUCCCCUUUAGAUAAAAGUGCCUCCAGAGGCCUCUGGGCACCAGUACAACUUCAUUUAGAUAAGAUGUUUUGGUGCCUGGAGUGUCCCUUUAAUGUCACAUAUUUUGUGGUGAUUGAUACCAAGUAUUAGUACUAAGGGUACUUGUUAAAUAAUUGAUAAUCUAGUAUUUUGUUGGAAAAGCUGCUAAUUAAGGUACUCUGAACAAGCUGGAGAAACAUUAGCUUAUCUGAUUAAGGGGUCAUUUGUGAUUUUAGCCUUGUAAAGGACUUGAUCACAAUCUGUCAUGAUAAUUAUUUAUGUAGUAAUUGACCUGCAGAGAUCAGAAAAUUACACGUUUCCAAUGUCUUUCAACAAUACUUAUGGCAUUUUCUGUUCAGCAAAUGAAGGACCGAUAUCAACAAUUUAGCGGUUACAAUGACUCCAGAUAUAUAUAUAUUAUUUUUUUUAAUGAAGAAACAAAGGAAAAACGUAUCUGCAAUCCAAUGAUGCCAUGGCCAAGUUCUCCCUGCAGCCUAAUUUUUUUAUGACAUCACCCUUACUGCAGGUAGAGGCAAGUCCAGGGAGACAGGAUAACUUGGGACGGUACAGAGGGGAAGUCUGUGCUGUUAUUGGUUGUUUGUCAUGCAAUGCGUGCUGACAACAGAUGCCCAAUAUGCACAAAAUUAACAUUAACAUCAAAAUCAAGGAGGGCACUAUAAAAUAUCAACAAAAUAUCAUCAAAUAAAUAGAUAAACCAAAACCCAAAUAUGAAUCAAAGAAUUAAGAACAAAGCUGCUAAACCAGCAAAACCAUUCAUUAACUGUACUGCAUAAAAUAAAACACACAAACUGGCAGCACUAAAAAGAGGUAAACAGUGUCUUAAAGGAAACCAUCGUAAAAAGCAUAGUAAUUAUUAUUCCCCCGUAUAAAUAAAAUCUCCACUAAAACAUCCAAAUAAAACAUAACUAUAGAUACAUAGACAAGUUCUAAAUAUGUAGUUCAUCUGAGAAUAAGUAUAAAGUUUAACUCUUAAUAAUACAACAAUGUGACUCCUCGAAAGGUCCUAUCGGAUAACCACAAUGCACCAAAAUGCCAAAUAACUAAAACAAAUAUAUUCAGAGGUGCAUAGUGUGAAACUGAUGAUUUGUUUGAGAAUAAGGUGCAAUUAAAACCCUUACAGCAGCGGAGCCCCAAAGGUAGAUCCCCAUAUGUUUUAAAACUGCAACUUGAUGCUUUGUCAUUCUAGAAACAUUCUAAAAGCAUGCAAAGCAUCAUGGGAGUUGUAGUUCCACAACAUCUGGGGAUCUACCUUUUGGGCACCCCUGUCUUACAGCAUGAAAUAGUGAGACUUAUUUCUAAGACUCACAAAGAUAGGACAGUCACAGAGUCGGACUCUCUGUUACCACUCUCCCUGACAGCCACUAGACGCCGCUUCCACGAUUUACACUGAGUAAAUCACACUUAUUUGACGCUGGAAAGAUCCCCCAAAAAAGAUCCCCACAGGAAAGCAUUGAGUAGUGCUUUCCUAUAGGCAGGUUUGAAUGCGCACGCUUCUCUGGCCGAGCAUGUGUAUUCGGCUCCACUCGGGAGCUGACGUCGACGGGGGAGGAGAGGUCACCAGCGCUGAGGGAGCCCGGCGCUGGAUUAAGGUAAGUGGCUGAAGGAGUUUUAACCCCUUCAGCGCUGAGGGAGGAGGGCACUCCAAGAGCCUAUAGUGCCAGGAAAACAGGUUUGUAUUCCUGGCACUAUAGGAUUCCUUUAAAGAGGAACUAUCCCUUCUUUGGAUUUGACAUCAUUGAGUAAGACAUUGAAAUCACCUAUAACUUGUGUUAACCUUUUUUUGUUUUCAUUAAAAGCUCUAUUUUUAUUUUAAAUUGAUAGUAAAGGUUUAGCAAAAUACAUCAUAAUCCUUUUUAGAUGAGGCAAACGGAGGAGUAAAUUUGUACAUUUAGUUUUGGUUUUCAUUCCUCAAAUAAAGCAACUGUUUAAUGUGAGGAUAAGUGAACACAAUGCUAAAAAUCCUCGGUAGUCACAGGUCCCCUUUAAAAUGACUGUGUUACCGCGACACACAAAAAAAAGAAAAUUAAAGGAAUUGUCAUGGCUGCCAUGUAGGGAUUUGCUUCCUGUCCCAAGUGUGUUAAAUUCAUCAAUGCAAAAGGAGCUUAUGACAAUAUAAUCUUCAACUUUCCCACAAUGCUGCGCAUAUUUUCAUUGUAAGCUCACGGGCAGGGCCCUCUACCUGUUGUAUCGGUCUGUUCUUCUUGUAUUGUCUUUUUCCCAAUUGUACAGCGCUGCAGAAUAUGUUUGGCACUUUAUAAAUACCAGUAAUAAAUAAUACAUAAAAAUUGUUUCCCAGAAUGCCAACACAGGUAUUGGUUGAAGGGACAUUCUAGAUACCUAAAGUGCUUUAACUUCGAAGAGUGUGUCUGUUCAUUUUACAGAAAAUCCAGAUUUCAAAAGAAUCCGGCACUUUUAGAUGUGAACCUAGUUACUCCCUCCUGGCUGUCAAUUAGACAACCGAUCCUGUUACUUCCUGGUUGUUUACCUCAGUUGAACCAAACUUAAAGGACCACUAUAAUGCCAGGAAAACAUACUCGUUUUCCUGGCACUAUAGUGCCCUGAGGGUGCCUCCACCCUCAGGGUCCUCCUCCCGCUGGGCUCUAGGGGGAGGAAGGGGUUAAACUUACCUCUUUCUCCAGCGCCGGGUGGGGAACUCUCCUCCUCCUCUCCUCCUCCAUAGCGCAGGAGCCGCGCGCGCAUUCAGCCAGUCCAUAGGAAAACAUUCUCAAUGCUUUCCUAUCGACGCUGGCGUCUUCUCACUGUGAAAAUCAAUGAGACCGCCACUAGAGGCUGGAUUAACCCAUUUAUAAACAUAGCAGUUUCUCUGAAACUGCUAUGUUUAUAGAAGAAAUGGUUAAUCCUAGCUGGACCUGGCACCCAGACCACUUCAUUAAGCUGAAGUGGUCUGGGUGCCUAUAGUGGUCCUUUAAGGCAAUUACCUAGAGCGCCUGAAUGGCAAUUACUUCUCAUCGAGCUGCAUUACGAAGUCUGUGAUUGGACAGCCACAGAAAGAUUUUUAAAAAUGUUGGUAUUUUGUUUUAUUUUGGGCACAUGUGAUAAAGCUAAAAUCUGAAGGUGCUGUUAUCACUUCUCAGUUUUUAAAGGUAGAAUCUUCAUGAAAAUCCCAGAUUAUUUUAUUGCAAUUCCAAACAAAUCACAAGACUAAAUAUGGACCAAUUUGUCUUAUAAAUGUGUUUAUUUUUUGUAAAGACAUGGCGAAUAGAAGCGACUCAGUCACCUUAUUUGUGCCACAUCCUGGCAAUUCCCAACAUUGUUAAUUUUGGCGGCAAAUUUCAAUUUGGUUUUAUUCAUUGUCUUUUAAAUAAAAGGCCAUUUUAGUUUUAGUCGUAUUUUAGUCAACUGUAUUGUUUUAGUUGAAUAAAUCUCCAGCAGAGUUUAGUCAACACGACUAAAAUUGGUUUAGUUAAAGCCUCUAUUUGUCACUUUUGCCCAUUCCCUAUCCCCCUGUGUGUCUUUCUGUCCUUUCAGCCCUUCUAGGUGUCUCUCUCCCAAGCCCUGGUCUGUCUCUUUUUGCCCCUUAGACAGCCCCUCUGUGCAGUGUUAAUUUUGGCGGCAAAUUUUAAUUUAGUUUUAGUCAUAGUCUUUUGACUAAAAAGCCAUUUUAGUUUUAGUCGUAUUUUAGUCAUCUGAAUUGUUUUAGUUUACUAAAUCUAAAAUUUUAGUCAACUAAUAUUUGACUAAAAUAGUUAGUCGUCCAAAUUAACACUGCAUCUCAUUCCCCUUUGAUACUUGUGAGCAGAUCUGUCAGCUAACAUCAUGGCAAAAAUCCAAAGAACAUUCAAGUGGCAGUGUGGCAGUAUUGUUUUAAUCCAUAGAGGAAAACCCAUUUAUAGAUUGAUAAUAGAAUCAAUCCAUUUAUAAAAGCUCACAGCAUUUUUUAUAAUUGAUGCAUAUACAGGAAGACUUUGCUUUUAAAACAUAGGGGCUUAUUCGCUAAACUGUAGAAUUAUGUAUGGAAAACAGAAUUGCCAAUGUAUGUCCUUUUUCAUUUUUGCUAAAUUUACCAUAUGUUACAAAACAGAAUUUGCAAAAUGUAGUGGAAAAAUUGUGUUGAAAAAAUGUCCAUUUCUCACACCCCUAGAUUGUAAACUGAGACAACUUUGCAAAUACUGGUUUUCCGUGAUGAGUGUAAACAUAAAAACUUAUCUACUUCCUUCUCAGACAGAUGUAAUAAAAUUACUCAGAGUUCAAUUGAAUUAUAUAGCGAAAAUUAUGGCCUUGAUUUAAUAAUUUUGGACAGACAUAAAAUGAUGGAGUCUUUUUUUUUUGUUUCAAAAUAUUACAAUAUUAAAAAAUAUAUCAUAUAUAUAAAAAAUAUUUUCAUAAUAUUAAAUCAUUUAAAAAGCUUACCUAACAAUAUUAAAUCGGGGCCCAUUUUAGUACGGGACUAGGUCAUUCUUCAUUCCACUGUUUGCAAGCUGAACUGAUCACUCUUGGGAUUAGUGAAGCACAAUAUGUCGAUUUUAGUAAUCUGAGAAAGAGACAUUCUUAAGGGGACACUCUAGACACCAUUACCACCUCAUCUUUUAAGUAGUUAUUUAAGUAGUUAUGGUGACUAAAGUCCUCUGGCAGUGGCUCACAGUUAAUUGUUAAAUUAUUUAUGAACUUUUUGACAAUGAAGAAGGGUCACUAAGCAUUCCUCCCUUGCUUUAGCCUGAACAGAGAUACGUGGUAGUGAUUGGCUGGGAGUGUCAGCUAACCGCUCUCCGCCCAUUACAUCUGCGCAUUUCUGGUGUUAGUUAGUAUGGCUAAAGUGGGGUGUGAUGUCUUGCCUUAGAAAUACCUACAGCAGGGUGGGCUGUGUGUGAAAAUGGUUUAAAGGAACACUAACAACAUUUUAAAUAAUUACAUUUUAUUUAUAAGGUUGCAGUGUUGCUGAUCUUCCAGGACUGAAGCAAAGGAGCUGCAAGAACCCUCGGGCACCAUAACCACUUCAGUGAGGUGAAGUGUUUAGGGUGCCUAAGUGUCCCUUUAAAAUGGUGCAAAUGUGUCUGUAUUUAUAGCACUGAAUUUAUAGUUCUGGUAACCUGAUCACAAGUAAUUUUUCCGUCAUUAACAACGUUUGCAAACACGAAUGGCGUGUUCAUAUAUGAUCCUGACUAGAAUGGGGGUUAUAUAGCAAUUUAUGGAUCCAUGCUUUAUACACAUGCUGGAAGAGUCUCUUAUGCAAUUGUUUAGCUGUAGCAGUCUUCCCUCUUCCUGUUUUCCUUAGUUGGACUAGUCUCCUGGCAUAAGAUCAGGUUGGAGUUAUCCAUUAACCAGAAACAGAGUCCCUCAGCAACAAUAACACACAGUGCACAGAGGUGUGACAGGUCACUGAGUGGCAGGAGCAACAUAUUGCAAAGCAUCAGGCAAUCUGCUGCUAAAAUGCAGUGGAUUAACACGCCACACUGUCUGCACACAGUUGCACCCUAGUUGUAAAUAGAAUUAUAAUCAUUAAAUGUCAAAGCCUUUUCAAAUCUCGGUAGUCUGUCAUACUUAUGGUUUUAACAUUCCUAUAUUCACAGGUGUCUUCUUUAGCUGUAGAGAUCAUUGAAGUCCUUAUAUGUCUCUUUUUUACCUGUAUAUAUCAUUUUAGCCCUCAAAGUAAUUUUCUUCGCUUGUAUAGAUUGUUCUAGGCUUCACAGGAUUUUCACAGGAUUUUACGUCACCUGUACAGAUCGUUCUAGUCCUUAUAGGACUUUUCUACACCUGUACAAAUCAUUCUAGUCUUCACAGGACUUUUCUUCACCUGUAGAGAUCAUUCUAGCACUCAAAUGUCCUUGUUCAUCUGUGCAGGCCAUUAUUGUACUCACUGAACUUUACGUCACCUGUACAGAUAAUUGUAAUCCUCAGUGGUCUUUUCCUCACCUGUAUAAAUCAUCUUUGUCCUCACAGGUCAUUAUUUACCUGUACAAAUCAGUCUAGUCAAGAUAGGAUUAGUCUUCACAUGUACAGAAUAUGCUAGCCAUCACAUGUCUUUUCUUCACCUGUACAGAUCAUUCUAAUCAUCACAAGUCCUUAUUCACCUGUACAGAUUGUUCUAGUCCUCACAGGACUUUUCUUCACCUGUACAGAUCGUUCUAGUCCUCAGAGGACUUUUCUUCACCUGUACAGAUCAUUCUAGCCCUCAAAGGUCCUUGUUCACCUGUGCAGGCCAUUAUAGUCCUCACUGAACUUUACGUCACCUGUACAGAUAAUUGUAGUCCUCAGUGGUCUUUUCCUCACCUGUAUAAAUAAUUUUAGUCCCCACAGGUCGGUUUUCACCUGUACAUUUCAUUCUAGUCACCUGUACAGAAUAUGCUAGCCAUUACAGGUCUUUUUUUCACCUAUACAGAUCAUUCUAAUCAUCACAAGUCCUUAUUCACCUGUACAGAUCGUUCUAACCCUCAGAGGACUUUACUUCACCUGUACAUAUCAUUCUAAUCAUCACAAGUCCUUAUUCACCUGUACAGGCCAUUCUAGCCCGCACAGGUCCUUCUUCAUCCGUACAGAUCACUGCAGUGCUCAUCUUCACCUGCAUUAUUCCAAACCUUACAGAUCUAUUCUUUAAGUGAACAGAUCAUUCUAUUUGAGCUGUGAUAUCAAAUCACUGCAGUGCUUGUAAAUUAGGGUAUAUUUGCUUAUUUGCUAAACCGGGAAAAGCGCAGGGUUGACAAAGAGAUUGCAAAUGUCAGGCCAAAAAUAUUCAAAAUGACAAAAUCCUUGGCUUGGACAUUUUUCUGGCAUAGUCUUUUUAACUUUUUAAGAACCAAAUGAUUGCCCCAAUCUAUUCCCUACUAGGGGUCAGCACACAAUAGAUCGUUAGAUGUUGUAGAAUUGCAACUUCUUCUGUGAUGGUUUGACAUUACAAAAUCUGGCAAAGCAACAUGGUUAUUGUAGUUCUACACCUUGGGAUCUACCUUUUUGCCCAGACAUGUGAGCAAUUUAUAUCAACAUGUCUGUCCUGAUUAUUUAAUUCUGGUAGCUCUAUGCAACCCCUCAAACAGUGUAUAACAGAAUAAUCUGUUUUCUAGGGUAGGUGGAUUAAAAGGGAUACAUUGUAUCAAGGUUACAGGUGUCUACACUUUAAUGCUGGGAACAGUCCCUUUAAAUUAGACUCAAUGUUCACUCUAAACUACAGGGUUGAUCAGAGCAUCAUUUGUUUUUAUUAUCACCAGUGACCUGGCUGGGUUUUCUGGGCUCUCUCUAUCGAAUAGUAUUUUUAAAUUUCUGCAGAAUAUUGCUCUUGUAUAGUACAUCAUGCUAUAAUAUAGACUUGUCUUGCAGAUAGUGCUGACUUUUGCAUGCUUGUAUUUAAAAGCAGAACAAUUAUCUUGGCAGUGAAGACAUGAGAAAACUCAGAUCCUUACCCCCUUUGCCUUGUGAGCUAGCACAAGGCUUCAUUGUGUGAAUCAGUCCCUCCCACCCCUCUGUAUUUAGAAUGGGGGCUGCUGUUAAAGUCACAGUUCUGUACCACCCCCACAUCCUUACCAUGGACUUUAUUAUUACUGCAUGGAUAUAUAGCAGUAUGUAGACAUGUCUAAAACCUCUUAGGCAACUGAGCUAUAGAUAGGUAAUAAACAAGAUUGGGCAACACUCGGGCCGCCGCAGACUGUACCUCCCAUCAUGCUUAGCAAGAAUAAAGGAUGGCUGGCAUUGAUAGGAUUGUAAUUUGCAGUUGCUAGGCCGCUGGAUGCUGUUUAAUCUAGAAAAUAGGGUAUCUGCUUUUUAUUGAUGUAAAGAAAUUCUUGGGCAUAAUUUACUGAACAUCGCUUCAGCAGUAUUCUUCAUAUAAUGGCUGCCUAAGCAUAUAGGAGUUGUAAUCCGUGGUGGCAGGUUACCAAAGCCUUUUAUAGCAGUCAAAUAUAAGAUUACGCACUGCUCUCCAUGAGUUAGUGAACAUAGUGAAAAAAAUGGAAUUUAAAAUUGGGGGCCCCGUUGCACAUUAUUCAUUUGAACACGUUCUAUGUUGCCCUGUGCCUUGUUAUGAUUGAAGCUGUAAACAUUGUGGUGUCUGCACUGUUAUCUGAGCUCAGAGCUGGAGAUUCUCAAAGGCAUUUCAUAAGAUUAGAAAUUCGAGGGUUCAAAGGCAAUUAUACUCCAGACAAUGUAUCAGUCAUGUAAAAUAUAGACAACAGGGGGGCAUACAGGGAGAGGUUAUAUGGAGUAAUAGGAGGAGUUAUAGGGAGAGGUUAUAUGGAGUAAUAGGAGGCGUUAUAAAGAGACGUUAUAUGGAGUAAUAGGAGGAGUUAUAGAGAGAGGUUAUAUGGAGUAAUAGGAGGAGUUAUAGGGAGAGGUUAUAUGGAGUAAUAGAAGGAGUUAUAGGGAGAGGUUAUAUGGAGUAAUAGGAGGAGUUAUAGGGAGAGGAUAUAUGGAAAAAUAGGAGGAGUUAUAGGGAGUAAUAGGAGGAGUUAUAGGGAGAGGUUAUAUGGCGUAAUAGGAGGAGUUAUAUGGAGUAAUAGGAGGAGUUAUAGGGAGAGGUUAUAUGGAGUAAUAGGAAAGGUUAUAUAGAGAGAUUACAUGGAGUAGCGUUAUAGGUGUUCUAUGAAUCAGUAAGAAGUGUUAAUAAAAGAGAUGUUUCACAGAGAAAUAUAUAUUGUUCUUUGGAAAGGUUAUAUAUGAUGAAAUAGGACUUUUACCGAGGCUAAUUGGCUCAUCGAGGGUGUUAUAUAACACUAUAGCAGGAUUUUAUGUUGAAAGUAUAUUUUCAAAUAUCUGAACGUGAAUUUUAUUUCAAAUUUCAAAAUCACAUUUAUAGGCUAAUGAUAUACACAUACUGAUACAGAGUUACAUGGCAACCAUAAUUCAUAGCAGUAAUGUGAAGGAAUUAUAUGCAGUGAUUUGUCUGUUAUUGCAUUGCUAAUUUACAAUUCUCCAACCCAUAGCCACGUUCUAAUCUAGAGCUAUGUUAUUGCUAAUUUAACUUAUGCUAUAUGGCAUCCUGAUCAAAACACUCCAGCAAUAAAAAGAUGCAUAUAGAUGUUUGAAAUUGAAAGGGUGAUCUCUCUCAUUCAUGUAAAAACAGUGGAGACGAGAGGACCUCCCCAAGGGAAAUAUCCAAAUGUCUGAAAAUCUCACAUAACUUUUAAGAUGAUAUGUUUCACUAUUUAAGAAACAUAAGAAAAUAAAAACAUGUUAAAAGAGCUGUUUACCCCAUUUUGCUAGUAGACUCCUUAAAAGGACACCGUAGGCACCCAGACCACUUCAGCUAAAUGAAGUGGUCUGGAUGCAGUGUUUAUAUUGCAUGUUUAUAUUGCAGCUCUAAGUCUGCCCUCAGCGGCUGGCUUCCGGAAUCAAAACGGACCUUUGGUCCGUUAUCUGACAGUGGAACGUCCUCACGCUGUGCAUGAGAACCUUCAGCGUCAGAUUUUCCCCAUAGUAAAGCAUUGAUUAAUGGUUUCCUAUAGGGAAAUCCUAAUGCGAGUGCAGCCAUUGACGUGCAUGCGCAUUAGUUCUCCCCCGCUGGCUGACAUCGGCGGGGGAGGAAUGUGGGCGGAGCUUUUCCCAGCGCCGAGGGACAUCGGUGCUGGAUUUAGGUAAGUGACUGAAGAGGUAUUAACACCUUCAGCUCUGUGGGAGGUGGGCCCAAGGGAGAGGGGGACCUUAGAAAUCUAUAGCUGUUUUCCUGGCACUAUAGGAUCCCUUUAAUAUUAUAUAUAUAUAUAUAGUACCCUGUUUAAUGAACGCUCCAUACGUGUGUCCCCCAGAUGUUUUUUUUGGUUCCUACAUCGAUGGUACAGACAGCUAGUCUGUGGGAACAAACGACCAAAUGGUUGUUGGAUUGAGAACGGGAGAACUUGUUUUGUGCACAUGUAGCGGUGAAAUUGCCCAAUCAGAUUAUUAAACAUCUUUAAAAGUAUUGUAAAACCAUUAAAGACAAUACUAAUGAUGGAAACAGAGUCAAAGUUACAGGAUGGCCGAGUAGGUGUUUAAAAAUGACAAAAUAAAUAGUAAAAGGAUGCUUCUGAAUAAAGCAAAGAAAGUUGUAUACAUACUGAAUGGGAAGUGGAUCACACAGUAUGGAUGGAUACAGGGUGGGAAGAGAGUGAAGAAUGCAUGAUAUGGGGAGUGUGGAGGAUACAGAAUGUUUUAAGGGUACAUGAUGGAGAAACAGUGGAGGGUACAUGAUGGGGAAGAGUAGAAUAUAGGACAAUAUAUAGGACAGUGAAUGACAUAUUGUGGAAAGAGUAAAUGAUACAAGAUAGAGAGUCGCUAUAAUACAGUAUGGGGAGAGGGAUUUUGACUCGGGAUGGAAAGAGAGUGGGUAAUUCAGUAAUCUAGAGAAGGUAUAUAAUACACGAUAGAGGGUCUGAGAGGACUAGAAAGGAGAGAGAGAGAUGUGAUAGUGAUAUUAUGUAAGAGACAGUGAUACAUGAUGGACAUAGAUUGGAUAGAACUAGGUAGAGAGAGAAUGAUACAGGAUGGGAAAGAGUGGACGAUACAGGACCGGAGAGGAUGGAUAAUAUAAAUUGGGGAGACAAGCUGAUACAUGAUAGGAGACAAUGAAAGAUAGGGAGAGGUUGGAUAAUACAUCGUACAGCGCUGCGGAAUCUGUUAGCGCUUUAUAAAUAAUAAUAUGGCUUGGGGAUGGAGUGGGUGAUAUAGGGUGGAGAAAAAACAGAUUGGAGAGAGUUUGCUCCAUGCUGUAUGGGGAUAAUGUUUUAGGAAGUGGGUAUAUUAUACUGCACAGAACAUAUAGAGGAUUAUUCAGUGUGUUUACGCUGGAUUAGGGAAGAGUGGAUACUGGGUGAUUAAUAAUAAUGUGUUUUGCAUGAUGCAUAGAGUAUAAAUGGCACUGGACGCUGUGUAUAAAGGGUUUAUACGGCAUAGGAUAGAGUGGAUUAUAAUUUUACGGGGAUAGACUGGCAUUUAUAGUUUCUGGAUGUAAAAUAGUGUUUAUACUGUACGGAGAGAGAAUGGUUCAUACUUCGCUGGAGACAGAGCUUGUUUAUACUGUAUAUAAUGCAAUAGGUUUAUUCUUUUAUAGCGAUAUAGUGAGGUUUUUAUUGGAUGGGCAUAGAGUGGUUUAUUGGGCAGUGGAUUAAAUAGAAUGUCAGAGAGCUGAUGGCAUUUAAUGUUGGGUGAGUGGAUUAUAUAGGAUGAUAAAAAGUGAAACAUUGGAUGGACACUGAGGUUACACAAUGAGUGGACUGCGCCCUUUAAAACCUGGCUUAUUGUAAUUGACUCCUGUUUUUAGCCUCAUGAUUUCGAUUUCCCAACUGUGACUGCACAGAGUCAUUUAACAAGUAAUGGGUAACUGAUUUGUAGUGAUUCGGACUACUUUCUGAUUGAUAAUGCUGCUGACGGAUGAAUAUAUUAUGUAUCAGUGAUUGAUUCUUCUUUACAAUCAUGGCCUAGUAUUGAGCAAGAUUUACAACUGACCAUCGAGUAAUCCUGCUGUGUCGCUGUAAUUACAUUAGUGAAACAACGUAACAAGAUUGUGAAAAAACGUAAACCUGGUAGGUUAAAAACUCCAAUAUACUACGCUAAGUCACAUAAAAGUAAUGCUUUUGACAGUGAUACUUUGGUGAUGUUGGGAAGUUGAGUGGUUAGGUGGUGAGAAUGCUUCAGUGUAUUCAAAGGCAGUCAGAUUAGUCUGCAGCUUCUAUAACAGGAACACUCCAUCACGCUGUAGUGGUUAUGGUGCCAGGCGUGUCCUGGCGAUCCCCUACAUGUAAGUAGUCACACCAUUUGCUGUUUGACAACUUACCUGGGUGCCAAUUUUAGCCUACAUGACAGCUAUAAGCUCUCUGCAUUGAGCUAAGUCAGGCAGAGCAACUGACCCCAAGUAAGUUGUCAAACUAUUAGCAAACAGUUUGACUAUUUGCAUCGGGUGGGGUGCCAGGAGUACUCUGUGCACCAUAACCACUACAGCGUGUUCAGUUGAUAACAAAUGUAUACAUUGUGGUAAGAUUACAUUUCAAGGACAAAUUGAUUCAAUUGUGUUUAUCUAGAUUCUUUUUAUGAUUUAGUUCUCACAAGAGAACAUUUUUCCCAGAAAUCACUAGGUAGAGAAACUCAUUAAGGAAGUAAUAGCAAAAAACAAGGUUCUCACCGAAGUCAUAAGAGAACUUGGAACUUGGAGAAAACGUACAUACUGAAAAUGGCUGCUAAAUAGAAACAGGAAUUAAAUAUUACUCCAAAAUUAAUAAGAAGUCAUGGGGUCCUGAACAGAUGGCAGCAAAAAGGGAUUUCUCAAAAAAAAAAAAAUGGGGACACGGACGGUUAUGUUAAUUUAAAUGUGAAGAAUUUUAAUAGAUGCUUCAUUUUGGAAUUCAAGUGAUGAAGCAAUGAAGAUAAUUUAAUAAUGUGACAUGUAGGCUAACUACUGGCCCCAAAACCUUGGAUUUGCACAAAUUUAUGGCUGAGAAAAUGGCACUAUACCCAGGUACUGCCUGCUUGGAUUUGUGAUACCUAUGGUUUUGCUGCACAGCAAAGUAACACCAGAUAGGUACAAUUUUAAUAAAGCAUAUAAAUAUUUAAUGCACUAUGCAUACUUGCUCACAAGAACAAAUGUAUUAUAAUAACAUUUCUCCCAACUUUUCAAAUAGUCAUAGAGGGACAUUUUAAUUUUAGGGGUGUGAGUGGGAGUGUGGCCAGGAGCAGGGCUGUUCUCAGAUAAUUUAGGUGACUUACUAAUAAAAAUGUAUGUAACUAAAAUAUAAUUUAUAAAACGAACAAUAUAUCUUAUUUACACAGACUGAUUUCCUCAACACAAUUAUUGUAGUUUAAAGGGACACUAUAGUCACCAGAACCACUAAGGCUUAAUGUAGUGGCUCUGGUGUCUACAGCAUGUCCCUGCAGGCAUUUCAAUGCAAACACUGUCUUUUCAGAGAAACGGCAGUGUUUAAAUGGCUGCUUAGAAACACCUCUAGUAACAGUUGCUCAGACGGCCACUAGAGGUGCUGCACUCAUGCAGCACCUACAUUCAGCAUCCCCACUCUCUGCAUGGAGAUGCUGAAUGUUUUGCCAUGCAUGCACAAUAGCCUCCCAAUGCUUCCUAUGGGAAAGCAUUGGAUUGGCUGAAAUUGUCAAGAUUGAUCUCAGCCAUGGAGGCAGGGCUAGCCAUGGUGAGACCUGCAUGGUGAUGGAGAAAAUGUACAUUUAAAUAUAUUUUUUACUUCAUUUUGUGAGAUGCCAAGAUCUAAAUAUCUAGUCCAACACUAUAUUGUUACGAAUACAUGUGUGCAUGUGGACCUCUGUUACACACUCAGGCACACCAGCAGUAUGGAGCUUCUAGAAAGAGGGCCUUUAGCAUAGAAAAGAAGAGAAGAGAAGGGGGAUUUGGACCCAAAAUAGGGACUGUCUCUCCAAAACAGGGACACUUGGGUGAUAUGUAAAACAUAUAUAUUUAUUAUACAGCAGCAAAAGUCUCCUCUUAAUGUGCUUAUGAGUAUGUUCUCUAAUGGAAAUUAAGCUACAUUACUUGAGGCUCUGUGUAAACGUAAAUAUGAUUAAACAAAUGCUGCUAAUAGAUUUCCUUUCAGAGAAGGCUGCAAUCCACAUACUGAUUUCCCCUGUUCUUACUUCCUCCCCAAGGCUCUUUCAAACUUAUGUCUGGAACACAAAGCCAGAUGAAGUGUAUUGGCAAGGUCUGCAGAUUGCAUCCAAGCCUGGCUCGGCUUUUCAGCCUCUGUGUGUAGGCCUGAGUCCUGUAGACCGUUUCCAGGAUACCCAUCUAUAGACAUGCAGAAAACGUCUGCCUGGAGCAGCUGCAUUAAGCCCCUCUCUCCUCCCUCCAUCAUUAAAAUCCCCUAAGUCCCUUUAGGGAUUUAAACCCCCCCCCCCAGAGAGCAUAUGAGGGGGUUGGAAGAUUCAGGGUUGUAGAACACGGUGGGAGAUAGUAAAUUGGAGGUCAGAAGACCAACUAUCAUUCUCUAUCCUAAAAAUAUAUUGUAUCUUUAAAUUGUGAUGUGAAUGGCAGAUACAUAUAUAUAUAUAUAUUUGUCGGCUUCCUUUAGCCUGUAUCUUUAAAAUAAUUUUCAUUAGUUUAAUUUAAAUCAUGCUGGCUCAGAGUCUGUUUUACAGGGUAAUUCACCAUAUUGGGAAUUCUGAAAAAAUUGCAAAGAUUUGCACAUUUUUGGCCAAAGCAGUCGGGCUGGAAAUAUUCUCUAAAUCGGCAGUUUUUCUGAUUUUUCUAUUGUGGCCUUACAUUUGCAAUUCCCUUGUCAAUACUGCACACCUCCCAGUUUAGUGAAUAAUUCCUACUGAGUGCAGAGGGUGAGAAAGGUUAGCAGAUUAGAACGCACACAGUAGAGGGUGAGUCAGGGUGAAUGAUGAAUGUUCUGCUUCCUCAGAUGAAAGUGGAAAAAGCAGUUUGGUUAAAUAUGAGCCCGAGGCAAAGUGAAUUCAGUGACGAGAACAUAAUACACACAUACACUCACACACAAUAGCAGGCACAGCAGCAUGGUAAACACAGCCACUAUUGGCACAGUAACAUGAUAUAUACAUACUAACUGGAAUGAUAAUAAAAUAUACAUACACUGCAGGCUGUCUGCACAUUAUACACACAGCAAUAUAAUUUAUGUUUGACAUGAGGCACACUGCUGGUACAGUAAAGUCACUUAUUCCUAUCACAUUAACACAAUAUAUUCACACAAAUUACUGGUACAGUAACAUGAUAUACACUCUACUGUCACGGUAACACAUUACAUACCCACUGCUUGCACACAUGAUAUACACUCUACUGUCACGGUAACACAUUACAUACCCACAGCUUGCACACAUGAUAUACACUCUACUGUCACGGUAACACAUUACAUACCCACUGCUUGCACACAUGAUAUACACACUACUGUCACGGUAACACAGUACAUACCCACUACUUGCACACAUGAUAUACACACUACUGUCACGGUAACAUAGUACAUACCCACUGCUUGCACACAUGAUAUACACACUACUGUCACAGUAACACAGUACAUACCCACUGCUUGCACACAUGAUAUACACACUACUGUCACGGUAACACAGCACAUACCCAUUGCUGGAACACAACUUCCAUACAACUUUGCAUGCCUUUAGAAUGCUUUUGGAAUGACAAAGCAUCAUGGGGGCUGUAGUUUUAAAACAUCUGGGGAUCUACCUUUUGGGCACUCCUGAUGUACACACUACUGUCAUUGUAACACAGUGCACCCCGACUAAUACUGUCUCAGUAACAGGAUACACACACACACACACACACACACACACUACUGGCCCAGUAACAAAAUGUACGUAUUGUGUAGUAACACAAAAACACAAUAUACACACAGUCCUUUGGCAAAGAAAAUCAAAACAGACACACCUGACACAGUAACACAUAUACAUGCUGCAAAUAUAUUACAUAUAUGCUACAUACACAAUACACUACUGAGUAAUGAAAAACAAAACACAGACAGUAGAGGCAUGACUAAUAUACAUGCUAAUGACACAGAAGGACUGCUGGCUAGAUUAAAUUCCCGUUACCCCCAAUAAAGACAUGACGCCUGAGUAUUGGCCACAGCUUUAUUUGAUUUAACUUUAAACACCGCCAGCAUUAUCACCACCUGUCGGCUGUUGGGGUGACUACCCAACAGAUAGAUAAAACGGUAUAUUUCCAGAUUCCGUACAGCCUGCCUUCCGCCAUCAGCCCAAGCAGGCUGCGACUCCCAAGAGCCUUGUUUCGUGAAUUACUUGCGCUGGCCAGGAACUCUGCCUUAGCUGUGACAAAAGGAGAACAAAAAACAUACAACACCACAGAAAUACACCAACAUUCAUAACCAUAGGGUGGGCAGGAAGGGAAAAACCUUUUCAUAGCAAGUGGUGAGUGCCCUCCCCUCUGCACCCCUUCUUAUACCAUCCCAUCUCUGCAAUCUCUCUAUCCCAACCCUUAUUGUAGGGCAGCAGUCAUGCUUCCCCUUCCUGACAGUCCAUGGGAUCCCUAUAUACACUUAGUACACACAAAGACGGGGUGAAUUCUUGCACUAAAUUGAAAAAUGCAGUAUACCUGGAGGAUAGUAUGGGUUCAUAAAUAAUUUAAGCCUGUCCCUAAGUCAAAUAAGUGUUGCCCUCUAGCUGUGCCCGGUCCUAGCCUUAGGGCACCUGGUUAUCAGUAGCUUAAAGAAAAACUAUUCUUUUGUUAGUUCCCAUAUAUUUGUUCAUUUCCAGUUGAACCAGUCUUACAGACAGCCUUCUUUACACCGUUUUUCACAGUUACAUUGCAGUGCCCAUUGUAACGUGUACACAUGUACAAUGCAGUCGCUAAUGUUCCGUACAGGAGGAAGUAAUUCUCUUUAAACAUAUUUCACAUGCCAAAUUUGUCUCACAUAACAUUUCAUUGCCUGAUUUGCUUAAAUGUACCUCUCUUACGCAGAAAUACAUUUGACAUUUAAUAUGUGACUAUGGUUUAUUAAUAUAUUUAAUUGCGUGAGUAAAUCUAAACAAAUAUUAAAAUAUCACAUUACAGGACACCAAGAAAUAUGCAGUCAAGACAUUCUUUAAACACAGUGAGAAAACAAACAAAAAACUGUUUCAGCUGUAGAAAUUGAAUCAGGUUUAAUUGGGCCUUGUAUGAAUUUGCACAAGAGUGUAAAUGUCUUUUCUUGCGCAUACAGGUUUAUGUACUAUAGUAAGAAUUCAAAGUGAAUUUUAACUUUAAAAGAACGCUAUAUUUUCAGGAUUACAAACGUAUUCCUGACACUAUAGUUCUAAUACCGCUAUUUAGGAUUCUUACCCCAAUUAAAAAGGUGUUUAAACUCACCUUUUUUCCAGCACCACGCUGGUCUUGUUGUGGCUAGUUCUGCUCCGUUCCUUGGCUGAGAUUAUUUAUAAUAUAUAAUAGCGUCUCAAUAGCCCAUGCGCUUUGGUCUUACCAAUGCUUUCUCCUUUCUCUUCUACGAUAAAGGAGCCACUUACUCUAUAGCUAAAGAUACAACUAUUGAAAAGCGUUUGACCGUUCAGAAAAUGGAUAUUAUAGAAAUAUCUGCUCUAAAUCCCUGUGAAUGAUUUGUAGUCCUUGCAACUAACUACUGAACAAGACCCCAACAUAAACGCUUAUUAAUAAUUUAUGUCUUCAGGCCCCUGGAUGGACUAUUGUACACUUGUGCAGAUUUAAUGAUGUAAAAACAGGCUAUGGGUGACUCAUGGCCAGAGAGUGGGUGAACCUGCAAUACAGAUUAUAUCACUGAUAAGACCAGUCAGUUAUCUCGGUAUGCCUACAUAAAUUACUGCGAAAGUGCCAUUCAUGGGCAGAAAUGCCCUGAAACUACUUCAGUGUGUCGUUAGAGGGGCAUCAUAACCACUACAUCCCAGUUACUACAGCUACUUUUGACAAAAAAACCUGAUAGACUGUACCCAAAGCCUAUUUGCACUAUAACCACUAUAAAAAGAUGUAGUGAUUAUGGUACAUACGGUAUCCUUUUAAGGUGCUUUUUGAGGAAUUUCCCCGUUGUUAAUUGUUGGACCAUCAUUUGAAGGGACGUUUACAGAACAACAGCUAAUGAAGGUAUACAAGGAUGUGUCUAGUGGACUAGUAGAAUUGUACCAGGCAAGAUGCACUUUGACCUUCAUGUAAAUGUCCUUCAAGAUGUGCAUGGCUAUUCCAGGGCAAUUCUGCCAGUGAAAUCGCUACUAGUACUCAUGCAUAAAGGCAGCCUGGGUUUCUGGCCUAAAAUGCUCUCUAUCAUCCUGACGCUAUUCACAGGCAUGUACCUCUACAAUGAUGGAAAUUGUGACACUGGCAAUACUCUACACCAGGUGUUACUAAAAGGUAGAUCCCCAGAUGUAGAACUACAAUUCGCAUAAUGCUUUGCAUGUCUUUAGCAUGACAAAGCAUCAUGGAAGUUCUACUUUUAAAACAUCUGAGAAUCUACCUUUUGGGCACCCCAGGUCUACACAGUUCGCUGGCCAUCUUCAGGCACUAGCUGGGCACUGGGCAGCAAAUAUUUACUGGACCUGCCAGUUACCUACCUGCCCCUUCCCUAUCUAUUUUAGGGAAGGGGGCAUUGGAGGGGGCACCACCGUUGACUCCCUAAAUGAAGGUGUGUAGUCCCAGCUUUAUACAUGUCAAAGUUGGCAGGCAUUUUUGUAUCCAGAUAGCCUCUGACAUUUUGCCUCCUGUGGAUUUAUACUACCACUAUAGGCUGGCUGAGAAUAAUUACAUGAGUUGUAGUGCUAUGAAGUCAACUUAUCUCAUUUUCUCAAACAUUAGGCAUGCAGUAACCAGUAUUGUUUUUCCAUCAUUAAGUAUUUUGCUUAAAACCAAAUCUACAGGGUUUUUUUUUUUUAUUAAUGGGCCUCUGGGGAAACAUUUCAUUGGUGACUUGGCAGUAAUACAGGAAGUCAUUUGGAAGUAGUUGGGGACAAACAGAGUCAAACAGAUGUCUAACGGGUCAUUUCCGGGGAAAGUCAUUAUUUCCUGAGAGUGUGUUAGACACUAGCGAGAGACUACAUCAUAGAGCAGCUGGGAUUUGUUUAACCCCUUCUAAAAAGGCCAGCGCAUACCGGUAGUUUAUACAGAGGAUACAUUUAUCUGUAAAGAUGUUGAUAAUAAGUGUCUAAGUACUUAUUAUAAUAAGUACACUGUUAAAAAAUAUCAAUAAGUGGAUAUAAAGGGCAUACUACUAUUAGAAAUGCAUAUCUAGAGCAAAUGUAUUAAUUGUAGUAAAGUAGUUAAAUUCUCAAGACAUUCAGUAUAAAACGGCAUUAUGACAUGUAACGCUGGUUAUAUGGUUACUACUUUCAUUGUUACACGGUUCUUUACCUACUCUAUGCAAAUGGAUGCUGAUCACAUCUCACGUGCAUAUCACAUCCUAUGACAACAAUACACUACCAAAGUCAUUGAAUAACACUGCUACAAAGACAGCCCCGCUCCUACAUAGUAUGUUAAAUACAUUACUUUUUAAGGUUAUUUAUUAUUCUUCGUUAACUAUAAAAAAAACGAAACUCUGGCGGAUUCCGACCAUGUCGAUCACCACAACAUGAAGAAAAGCCUUAACAAAAUAACUCUCGACUUUCUUUUUCUUUCUGUGAUACAUUGUCGACAUAUGUACUAUGAUAUGGCUUUUGCACAAGCCUAACAAUGUUAAUUUACCAAGCGAUCUGCCAUUGCAAAAAUAAAGAAUUUAAAUAAAUAUAUAUAUAUAUAUAUAUAUAUAUAUAUAUAUAUAUAUCAAUAACGCAAACAAAAAAUGCAAAGUAUCUGCAAAGUUUGCAGUUUAAAAAGUUUUUUUAAUAUUUGCAUUAACCAUAAAAUUUGGGAAAUAUAUUUCUGUUAGUGUAGUAACUUUAUUUUGCUUUUUUACAGUGUGCACAGGGACGGAUAUGAAAUUGUUUCGUCCUUCCAGCCAGAAAAUACAUUAUGAUACAAUACGGACCCUCUAUAACGACUGCCAGGUUAUUCAUGGAAAUUUAGAAAUCACCUACUUGAAAAAUGAUGAUGAUGUCUCCUUUUUAAAGGUGAGUAGAUUAACAUAUAUUAUAUUUAUAACAUAAUAUUGUAGGCAUACUUGUAUAAGUAGACCAUAACAGACAUGUUUAUGUAGUUUUACUGUUUCAGCUUAUUUGAUGCAGAUAGAUCAAUACAGGUGUAUUUAUACAGGUAGACUGUUGCAGUUUUACAGAUAAAAGUGGAAUAGUGUAGAUAUUCUUGUGGCGGAGCCAGCCUCGCCACUGGGCAUUGGAGAAGACUGAUUGCCAGCCUCCUGCCAUGGGACUAUGGCCCCUGGGAUGUAGUGCCUGCUCUCCUGUACUGCUGAGGAUUGCUACCAACUAGGUGGAUUUGGCUAUGGAGCUUGUGUAGUGCCCUCUGUUGGUAGCAACAGUAAUAUGCACUACCUAAAUAGCAAGACUGGUAAUUUGCAUAUUCAGGUAGUUUAGCAUAUCGCUAAUUCUGCAUGCAGGAGAGACAUUUUGUGUUAAUUAUGGUCUUCUCCAUCCAUUUAUAAAUAUGUAAUUAUGUUAUAAUAAGUCACUGUAUGUUGCCUGCUAUUAUUUGACUGUUUGUAAUUUUAUUGAGUUUUCACAGCAAUGUUAAAGGACCACUAUAGUGCCAGGAAAACAUACUCGUAUUCCUGGCACUAUAGUGCCCUGAGGGGGGUGGGACUGGGACCUCAUCCCGCCCGGCUCUGGGGAGAGGAAAGGGGUUAAAACUUACCUUGAUCCAGCGCUAGGCGGGGAGCUCCUAUCCUCCUCCUCUCCUCCCAUUCGGCUGAAUGCGCACGCGCGGAAAUAGCUGUGCGCGCAUUCAGUCGGUCUCAUAGGAAAGCAUUUACAAUUCUUUCCUAUGGACGCUUGCGUGCUCUCACUGUGAUUUUCACAGUGGGAAGCACGCAAACGCCUCUAGCGGCUGUCAAUGAGACAGCCACUAGAGGCUUUGAGGGCUGGAUUAACCCAUUUAUAAACAUAGCAGGUUCUCUGAAACUGCUAUGUUUAUAAAAAAAAUGGGUUAACCCUAGCUGGACCUGGCACCCAGACCAUUUCAUUAAGCUGAAAUGGUCUGGGUGCCUAGAGUGGUCCUUUAAUGUAAUGACCAUAUGGGCUAGUCUCAAGUAAAAUAAAGUUUUAGACAGAUCUAUUUCACCCUCAAUUUGGAGUACUGUCUCUUAUUGGGGGAAUCUGCUACAAGGGAUUGCUAUACUCUGCAUAUUCCCUUGCUAUAAUCACUCCUAAACUCUUUUAAGAGCUUGUUCCUGCUUUGCUCUGAAGGAAGAGAGGUUUGGCCUGCGGUGGUUGUGGUGUUGGCUAGAGUGCUUGGAAUCCUCAAGAAGUGCUAGGAGCAUCCAUCACGGAGAAACCCAGUCGGGGUGGUAGGUGUACUGUUACAGUUCUGAUGUAAAGAAUUACAGAAUUUUUAUACAUGUACAGUUAUGCAAGCCAAUCAGUGUAGUUUAAAAUAUAUAAGUGUAGUUAUACAAACAGAAUAAUACACGUCUAGUUAUACAGGUAUAUAAUUAUAUAGGUUUAUUUGUUUAGGUAGAAUAUUUAAAAUUAAUUAAUACAAGAAAUGGAAAUUUCAUAUAAGAAAAUAUAUAUUUUAAAUAAAAAAAUACAUUUUAUAAUAAAAUAUAUAUUUUAUAUUUUAAAAUAUAUAUUAUAAUAAUAUAAUUUUCAUAUAAGAAAAUUAUAUACGUGGAUUGAUACAGACUGUGUAUUACAGCUGUUUUAAAAAAAAAUAAAAAAUAGAGCCCUGGUAUGUUUGUUAACGUAGGUAAAAUAUUACAAGUGUAUUUAUAAAAGUAUAAUGCUGCAUGGCUGUUAAAGGAGCCCUCUAUGCUUCAUAACCACUUGUGUAGUGGUUAUGGGGCAAGGAGUUCUCUCAUGCCUUUCCCCCAGGGAGCAUCAUUGGCUGUGAGUGUAAACUAGUUAUGGUGCAUAGAGUUCCUGUUUAAUACAGAUAGACUGUUACAUGUGUGUCUAUACAAGUAGAAUGCUGCACGUCUGCUGAUACAGGUAGAAUGCUAGGUAUCUGUUGAUACAGCUAGACCAUUACAUGUGUAUUUAUACAAGGAGAGUUCUAGGUAUCUGAUGACACAGCUAGAACAUUAGAGGUCCAUAUACACAAUUCAAUAAAAAUUGAUGCUGGUAAACUUUUGCCGGUAUAUUUAUGUUACAGAUAUUAUAUUUCAGAUUUAUUUGCAUAGUUAGAAUACUACAGAUGUACACAUACAGGCAAACUACUACAGGUAUAAUAGUACAGCAAAAAGACGAUGAAUUGGAGACUGUUUGCAAAUGUUUUGUUACUGAGAUAGUAUUGCAGAUUAUUUUAUUCUGAUAGAUUAUUACAGGCAUCAGGACCUUAGGUCUUUAGGCGCCCUGUGCGAAAAAUCUUGACAGUGCCCCCUCCCCUUCAUCCAUGUAUAGUGUGUGUGUGAAUAGGGGUUUAGUGUUUGUAUAGGGCACAGGCAUACACACAGCAACACACACAUUUACAGUGACACACGCAGUUGCAGUCACACACACAGUUACAGUCAGUCAGUUACAUUCAUACACACACACACACAGACAGGCAGUCGCAUGCACAGAUAGGCAGUCACACAAAUGGAAAGUUACCUCUCUCCAUAAUGAGCUGUAAGGGGGGAGAGGAGGCUUUUGCAGCUCCUGGAGUUGUUGGGGAAGCAGUGACUCCUUCCACUUUCCCUUUCCUAUGCAGCACCGGCUCAAGGGCACAUUUAGCUCCGCCCCUGCCGCUAUUUAGCCCCUCUCCUGCUGCUGUUUAGCCCCUCCCUGUCACCUGCUAAGCCCCACCCACAUUACCAUGUGUUUUUUGGAUACUACCGGGUGGAGAAAAAUGAAAUCCUCCACCUGGGAAGCAGGUGCACACAUUUUAAUUCCGUCCAUGCGUGAGCUAUGUCGGCGCCUCCUGCUGCCAUAGCGCCCUGUGCGGUCGCACAGCUCGCACACUCCUAAGGCUGGCCCUGACAGGCAUACUAAUACAGGUAAAAUACUGCAGAUAUAUGGAAACAAGUAAAAUAUUACAGCUGUGGUGAUCAGAAAUAAUAUUAUGUUGUAUUAAUACAGUUACAGUUGUGUGAUUCUGAAUAUUUGCCUUCUAUAAAUGCCACUACAUGAAACACGCCAUGUGCAUCCCAGUGACCUGAACUCCUUUAUUCUUUUUUAAUAUUUUAUCAACAUGUAGGCUUAGUCUGUCAAGCUGCAAGGGAUUCUGGUUUGAGGCCAGUUUUGCCAGCUGCUACUCAUAUAUGUAUAUUUAUGUGACAGUAUCCAGUCUGUAAUAGAACACCGUGAUUGAACGUUCUUAAUAACUGCAGACUGUGCCACACAGUAACACACGUCAUCUGCGGGGAGGGAGAAGAGAAAAUGGCAUGCUGUGCCAAGAACCCUUGUGUUAGCCAGGAAGGAUUCCAGAAUUCCACUGUACAGUUAUUAGUCAUUAAUUGUAUCAGGUGAACAGAAUGAUACACGUAAUACAUUGUAGGUUAUUUUCAAAGGUAGGGCAUUACCGGUGUAUCAAUACAGAUACAAUCAUUAAUUGCGACCGCAUUGACAAUUUGGCGAUUAACUAAAGCCAAAUGUGGUCAGGGUUCAUUCGGUCAGACCCAUUCUGUGACAUUCGUUCAGAAGCAUUCAGAAAAUCAGUAAUACUGCAUUCAAAAUAAUAUAAAGCACAGGAAUUGGAGAUUUAUCAAUGACCGCAUGGCGGCCGAAGAUAAGCUAAAUGCAUCCAGUAAGAUGCACAUUCGCAAAUUAUUAUUCACUUUCCUUUUGCAAGCGAAUGAUACUUUGAAGUACUAUUUGCCCCCUGGCAAUUCUUGAAGCCUCCGGCCCCAGACAAGUUCUUUGUUUCAGGUUUCAGCAGUCGUGCUGCAUACGCUAGAGCUGAAAUCUGGAUUUAAUUCAGGCCAGCUUCUGGUCUGAUUUACACAAUAUGGACAAUUCCAUAACAAUAUCUGGAUUUCGUAGUCCGAAUUUUGUGAAUAACCCCAAAUGUUUGACAAACCCUGAAUGUUAGACAAUAUAGCAAUUUUUUUGUAUAGCUUGCAAUUAGAUGGUACAUAAAAAUCUAAUUAUGUAAAUAUAAAGCAUGUUAAUUUAUCUUGUGUUUGUUCAUUCUUAACGGAACCAUCUGGGAAUGAAGCAUUUUAGAUCUUAUAUGGUAUAAAUUAUCUGGCAAACAGCAGAAAUAACAUUUUGUCUCAUUCAGUAGUUUUACAAAAUUAGAUAAAUAAAAAUGGUUGAAUACCUUGAUAGCAGUUUUGGGGAUGCCGCCAGAAUGUAAAAAUAAUGUCUGUGUGUGCAGCCAUGUAGUUUGACAUUAGGAAUACCAUUUACAGUCUCUCUGCAGAUGCACAUAGCGAUCUUUGCUGAUAUAGUAAUUAAUGUUCAUAAAUCAGAUGAGGAUAAGUCAAUAUAUUUGACCCUAACUUCCCAUCCAACUAUCGUCCUAUCUCGCUACUGCCUUUUGCAUCCAAGAUCGUUGAAAAAAUUGUGUAUGCGAGAUUGACAGACUUUCUCGAGUCCAACUCUCUGCUAGACCCGCUUCAGUCUGGUUUCCGCGCUAAGCACUCUGUGGAAACGGCACUGACCAAAGUAUCCAAUGAUCUACUCGCUGCAAAAUCUCGUGGUCACUACUCUAUCCUAAUUCUCCUUGACCUGUCUGCGGCUUUUGACACUGUUGAUCAUCAACAGCUUCUCAUCCUCCGCAAUAUCGGUCUACAAGAUACUGCUCUCUUCUACCUCUCCCAGCGCUCUUUCAGUGUUUCUUUCUCUGGCUCUGCUUCUUCUCCCCAACUCCUCUCUGUUGGUGCCCCCCAAGGUUCAGUCCUUGGUCCUGUUCUCCAUCUAUACUGCCUCCCUUGGUAAACUCAUUAGCUCCUUUUGCUUCCAAUAUCAUUUCUAUGCAGAUGACACUCAAAUCUACCUGUCCUCUCCUGAUCUCUCCCCGUCCCUCUUGACUAAUGUCUGUGACUGCCUCUCUGCUGUUUCUAACUGGAUGGCUGCCCAAUUCCUUAAACUAAACUUGGCCAAAACUGAAAUUCUGGUCUUUCCUCCCUCAAGUGUUGUUACUCCUGUGUCUGUCUCCCUCCAAGUCUACGGUGCUACCAUCAGCUCCACCAUGCAAGCUCGCUGCCUAGGUGUUCUCUUUUACUCCGACCUCUCCUUCAAGCCUCAUGUUCAAUCUAUCGCCAAAUCCUGUCAUUUCCAUCUAAAAAACAUUGCGCGCAUUCGCCCCUACUUAACGCCAGAUGCGACUAAGGUGUUGGUCCAUUCCACUGUCCUUUCUCGCCCUGACUACUGUAAUCCGCUUCUCAGUGGUCUUACGUGCUCCCAACUAGCGCCGUUACAGUCCAUAAUGAAUGCGGCGGCAAGGCUCCUGUUUGCACGCACCUCCCAUGCCUCACCCUUCUGUCAAUCCCUACAUUGGCUUCCUAUAAAAUAUAGAGCUUUCAAAUCUCUACAUAAUGCUGCUCCCACCUAUCAAUCCUCCCUUAUACACAAGUAUGUCCCGUCUAGGCCCUUACGAUCUGCUGAAGACUUACGUCUAUCUUCUGUCCGUACUCCCACCUCUGAUGCUCGCCUUCAAGAUUUCUCAAGGGCUGCACCGUUCCUGUGGAACUUGCUUCCCUCCUCUGUUAGAUGCUCAACCAGUCUCAAAAAAUCGUUAAAAACCCACUUCAUAAAAGCGUAUCCAUUAAACUGCUAAUAGCUCCUGACUGAUUCCUCUUCUGCAACUGUCAUUAGUCUAAUACUAUCCUUACCUUUUUGUAUCAUUUUACCCCACUCCCUCUAGCAUGUAAGCUCAUUGAGCAGGGCCCUCAACCCCUCUGUUCCUGUGUGUCCAACUACAUGUCUGUUUGUCCACCCAUUGUAAAGCGCUGCAGAAUUUGACGGCUCUAUAAAUAUCAUAAUAAUAACAUAUUUGGGUUUAUUUACUAAAGUGAGAAGUUUUGGAAAUUCAAAAUCAAUUCAAGGAGAAUUUAACAUGAAUUUCAAAUUUAACGCCCUAAUAGUUAAGCUAUUUUGGUCUUAAAUUUGAAAUUCAUGUUAAAUUCCAAAUAAUUCUCACUUUCGUGAAAUAAAUAAAGCCCUGAAGGCGUUCUAGUAACAGGUGUCAUUUUUUUUCCUACCGAGUGUUACAGGUGUGCACAUACUCAUUCUCUUUAGACAGAUUGUAUAGGGUGUAUAAAUACAAUAGAAGAAUUAUUUUAAUGCAUCUAUAUCUAUUCACUAAAUGCCAAGUUUGUGAUGAAUAGUAUUGGAUGAAUGCGCAGAUGCACAUUUAUUGUUUAUUGCCUAGAUUGUUAUAAUUGUAGUGCUAGAGGUGUAUACUGAUAUUUUCUGAGUUCAUCAGAUUGGCAAAGUGAGAUGCACUUGAUACGUACAAUUAGCCACCAUUUGAAACAGAACAUUUUAGUGUUCGGAUAAUGGGAUAAUAUGUUUUGACAAAUCGGAUGAAAACCAAUGCAGAUAUAACGGGUGCUUUAGCGAUAAUGGCAAAGCCACUUUGUUGUCUAAUCAUUAUCUUGAAGGGCACACCUUGAACAAUCUAGAUUUUGAGCAUAUUUCGUAUGUUUUUCAGAGUCCGUUUGUGAAACGUUUGUUGUGGGGAAGUUAUGUUAAUGGUUUAUUUUUUUAUUUUUUUUAUUAUUAAAUGAUUAACCUCUCCUGGAAAUGAUUUUUCAAAAUUGUAUUCUUAGUUUGUACAAAGUACAUACUUGUGUACCUAGGAUAUUAUUGUUAUUAUAUUUUAUAAGAAAUCUUUUUUUAGUCAAUAAAAAUACGUAUAUUUGCAUCAAAAUAUAGAAUAAAAGAAUCACUGUAAAUAAGUAGAAAAGAGCAUUACUGUGCAAUUUCUAGUGACACUGCAAAUGUAUAUAUCUGUCUAAUAAAAAAAUUGAUUGGGUGCAGAGAGAAAGGAAAAAAAAUCAGGGGUCAGAAUAUCCUUUCUUUUCGUUUGCAGAUUACUAGUCUUCUCAUUUCAACAUUAAAAGGGUUAAAAAAUAUUCCAGCACCGGGAGAGUCUUACUUCUCAUUGCAGCUCAAAUCGGCCUCAUUUUAAGUCAUCAUUACUGAUAUCGUGUAUCCAUUAGGAUGCUUCUGGCUGUCAAUCUGAUUUUUUUUUUUUUAAGCUUAUUUAUUAAAAGGUCUAUUUUAAAAAGGUGUCUAUUUUAUGAAAUGUGCCAGAGGGGACACGCAGUUAAUCCUGAAAUAUGACUGGAGUGUCCUUUUAAACGAAGCAAUGAACAGUUCUAAAGAGCAGGUCUUCUACCUUAUGUAGCCAUUGUAGAAGGCGGCGUACAGGUGUAUUAAGUUAUAUUAAGUGCCUAAGGACACACUUAACCCUUCACUUAUAGAUCACUGUGGUUAAAAAGGCUCAAAGCCAGGCUUAAGGUGACAUCAUCACCUUUAGUAAAAUGAGUUACGGUCAAUCCAGUGCUGACAAUCUCAUGCACAGCUGACACUCAGACAAAUUUGUGUGGCCCUACAUGGCCCUCCUUUGUCAGCAGGAGAAAAUGAAAAGCAAUGAAUGCAAUUUCAUGAGUCUGGAAGUACCCAAGUUGUCGUGCUGUACUUUGACUACUUAUCAUUGGAUGAGGCCAAGACAGUUCAGGCACCUUAACUACUACAGCGGACUGUAGUGAUUAUGGUUGUGAUCCAUUUAUCCUAGCUGUCUACUGGUCACUAAGCGCUGAUCCAACAACUGUUCACUCUGUAGUCAUUAUGAUGCUUGCAGUGCUACUUCAAUGAGCUUACAGUCAGAUAUUCAUGCCAAUUAAUUAAAGUGAUUAAAGCAAAUUAACUGAAGUGGUUACUGUGCCUGUAUUCCGUGGGCGGUGGAUCCUGCGUCAUGAGCUGCUUAGCUUGUUCCUCGGCAGCCUAGCAUCCAGUGACAAUAUGGCAGAACGGUGGAGGGUGGGAGCUACGAGCCUAAUCAUGCCACAUUCAAUCAUACCAGGGACUGGGCCAGUGAUUGGAUGUCAGCUUCUACCAAUUUGCCACUGGAGGCUGGGUUACAAGUUGCCAGGCAGAGAGCAUCUCUACUAAACGGUAAGUAACAUAGUUAGUUACAUAGCUGAAAAGAGACUUGCGUCCAUCAAGUUCAGCCUUCCUCACAUAUGUUUUUGCUGUUGAUCCAAAAGCAGGCAAAAAACCCAGUCUGAAGCGCUUCCAAUUUUGCAACAAACUAGGAAAAAAAAUUCCUUCUUGACCAUAGAAUAAAAUAAUAAUAUAACGCAGGACCGCCCAAUUUCAGGCAAUAGAACCACCUUCAGUCUCUCUUUAAAAAAUAAAUAACAAGAUUUACAUCAAAAUCAAAGGUUUGAAAAUUGCUGGGAUGAAGCAUUUGUUUUUUGCAAAACAGCUAUGUUGGCGUAAAUUUAGUAAUUUAAUUUUCAACCCAUUACAAAUUGAUGUUCAAUAAACAAACCCUUUGAUUUAAAGAACUAUGUAACAUUUGAUAGAUCAGAGUGGAACAUGACUAAAUCAUCCAAUAUAGAAUUCUCAAAAUGAUCACAAACCCGGUUAUUCGGGAAAGUGAGUAUUGUUGGGAAUGCAAAGCGAAUUUCAGAAUUAAUGUGUCUCUGUCACCCCAAACGUCCCUUUUCCCCAUGGUUUCCUCUUCUCUUCCUCUUUCAGAAUCUGUUCUUCUUUUCUUCCUUUCUGAUCUAUUUCUCUUUAAAACGAUAAGACAAGAUUGCGACUACUUUGUCUUAUGUAGAUUAGCUACACUUGACAAUCUUGAUAAAGGGUAGAGCUACCAUGAACACUUCUGCUUUUAGAACUAGUCAUGGUGGUAGAAGUCUGUACAUGCAGCUUUUCUGAUGGUAAAGCUGUACUUCCAGAGAUAUGUGAGUUACACCCCCGGCACACGUGAUUUAGGCAGCCAGGCCGCAGUCUAAUGUUACUUAUGUGCCCGCUUAUGACAGAUAUUAGGAGAUUCUCCCUCCCUUCCUCUUUACUUCUUCGGAGCAAUCCCUACCUCCAUUGCUUGUGUUGUUUUUUACAUUUUAAUUUCCACCAGUCCUUCAUCCGUAGUCUCGCGAUAUCACCGUGCAUUUCUUUUCAGCUGGACUCCAUUGACCAUGUGCGGAAAUUAGAUCUCUGGGGAAGGAGAGGGCAGCAACAUUACGUCGCUGCCAGUAAUUAGACAAAUUAGGGAUGAGCAGUGGCAUACACACGAUCCAUGGGCACCAGUGCGAAAACUGGUCCAUGGUUACACCGCAUGAGCCGGGCCGCAACACAUGGCACCUGAUCGCAGGGGUCCGCAGGGCGGCUGAGCCCCCUGGAGUGACGGGCCCGGUCGCAGCUGCGACCCCUGUAUGUACGCCACCGGGAAUGAGGAUAUGUUGUGGCGAAGAUUACAAAAUUUGAAGUAAAAGAGGAUGAAUUUGAAGAACAUAAAUACUUAACGAGCACUGUAAGGAAUUGUAAAGGUCGUCUUUUAAACCAAAGAAACUGAACUGGAAAAAUAGUACACAUUUUUCCAGCUUGACUAGUUUGGUCUUAACUUUGAAAUUCUACGGUUACAUUAAAAUGGGAGUUCCGCCAGAAUUGCUAAGUUGAUCUUACUGGAGCUUGCUUUCCGUAAAUAACCAUAUUUCACAAGUUCUUCUUCGGAAUCUGAUGAUGACGACAUCACUUUUCUAUAGAUACUAUUUACAGGGUUGGGAAUCUCCUUACCAGGAAGAAGGCCCUCUCCUUUAUAAUAAAGACCCUACACAAAGCCCACACUAGUCAUCCCAGUUACCCAGAAUAAUUUUUUACCACUACAGAGGCUUCCUAAACUGCCAAUCUGUAAGAGGUGCUUGGAUUGAGUAAUUCCUCUCAUCUGCGACUCAUAUACAGUAUAUGUAUUUUUAUAUGACAGUAUGUAGUCUAUAGUAGAGCAACGUGAUGGAGAUCUUCUGCCAACUGCACACUGUGCCACGUGGUAACACACACGUCAUCAGCACACAGGGAGGCAGAAGAGAAAUGGCAUUCUGUGCCAACAACCCUUGCGUUAGCCAGGAAUAAUUCAGGUGUACAAUUAUUAGUCAUCGAUUGUACCAGGGCGAGGAUAUUAUUUAUUCAUAGAAUAGCUUUUAUUUGUUAUCAAAAUGCUACAGGUGCACAAUUAUUAUUCAUUUACCUAAUAGGCUACAGAUAUAAUUUUUUCGUAAAAUGCUACAGGAGUACAGGAAUUUAUUGUUACAAUGACUCAGGUGUACAGUUAUUAUUUAUUAAUAGAACGCUACAGGUGCGCAAUCAUUUAUUGAUAGAUUUAAUUACAGAUUGUAAAAGGAAUGCUACAGUCUACUGAAAAUAUGUAUUGAUAGAAUGUUAAAGUGGUAACAAUGUUAUUUUGUUGAUUGAACAGGUGUACAUAUAAUUAUUUUUAGACUAUUACAGGAGUACAGAUGUGUUUUCAUUGUGACAGGUGUAGAGGCAGUAUUUAUUCAUGGAAUGUAAGGUAGUGAUAUUAUUUAAUGUAGUACAGCACUCUCACACACAGCACUCUCACACACAUCAUACACAGCAAUCUCACACACACACACCACACUCAGAACUCUCACACACAUCACACUCAGCACUCUCACACACAGCACUCUCACACUCAGCACUCUCACACACAUCACACGCAGCACUCUCACACACAACCGCUUACAGUGCGUGGGGCGGUAGAACUAGCGAAGAAAUAUGCUAACGCAUGGAAGAUUAAUAUUGUGAGUCGCUAUUACUCUUCCAUUCAUUUGGAGCUGACUUGUGAAAAUAACUUAAAAUAUGAUAAAGUGACUAAUAUAUAAAAUGAGUAAUAUGCAAAAAUGUGUAAAAAAAGAAUGUGUAAAAUGUUGGGUACUGUGCCUUUAAGAGCUGCAAAACAAAACAGAAGUGAAGGUAUAAAUGCUAGGUGACAUAUAAUUGCAGUGAAUAUGUGCCAAACUAAAAACGAAAAGACGUGCCCAUAAAAAUGUAUGGAGACAGUAUGUGUCAAAAAGAUGAAGGAAAAAAAUAUAUAUAUAUCUAUAUAAUAUAUAUGGUGUGUCACCUAGCAUUUAUACCUUCACUUCUGUUUUGUUUUGCAGCUCUUAAAGGCACAGUACCCAACAUUUUACACAUUCUUUUUUUACACAUUUUUGCAUAUCACUCAUUUUAUAUAUUAGUCACUUUAUCAGAUUUUAAGUUACUUUCACAAGUCAGCUCCUGGUAUCCAUGCACUAUCCCCUAGAGUGCUCUUCUUGUUAUUAGUUAUAGGUUUUUGUGAAUCCCUAUUAUUUCCAGUCUGAGCGACUUAGUGCCAGUUGAACUCCCUCUCCUCUGUGCACACAAUAGGUGUACCAGAACUUUUUAUCCCGUAUAAAUGUUGUGUGUUGGGGGGAUAAAUAAACAAAUAAAAAACUAAGGGGGGGUAAAUAAACAAUAAAAAAACUAAGCAGGCAUUAAAUCCCCCUCUCCCUUCUUACCUUUAGCCUAGGAGGGGUGGGACAGGCACGUGGCGCCUGGGAGGGGAGGGACCGGCACUCGCACACCAUCCCUGGUGGUCCAGCUUGACUAGUUUGGUGGGCCUUUACCAUUUGCUCAAUGUCAUGGGACCCAUUGUGUGCACCUACAUGGCACACUCCUCUACAGGCCCGGACUGGCCAUCGGGCACACCGGGCAAAUGGGGCUAGAGUUCACUCUCGCGAGAUCGGGGCGUUGCCAUGGCAACGCUCCCGAUCUCGCGAGAGGAACCUGGCGGAGCUGCAAGAUAGAGCUCCGCCGGGUCCUCUCCCUCCCUCCCCAGCCGCAGUUCUAUUUAAAUGGGCCGGUGAGGGAGAUCUUUGAUCUCCCCACUGGCCCUCCAUGGAAUACAGCGGGGCCGGCGCUCGGAUAGUGCCGGCCCUGCAUAGACUGGCAGGGGAUGUCUUGUGACCUCCCCUGCUGGCCUCGGCCCAUGGCCACCGUGGCCCACCGGGCAUUUGCCCGGUGUGCCUGAUGGCCAGUCCGGGCCUGUAGAGGAGUGUGCCAUGUAGGUGCACACAAUGGGUCCCAUGACAUUGAGCAAAUGGUAAAGGCCCACUUUAACAGUUCCCCAUCCUUCACAUACUGAGGAAAAGUAAAUAGAUCCCUGAUUGCGUAUCUUUUUGGGAGCCAAGGCAUUGACAGUUCUCUCAGCAUUAUGACCUCCAGUGAUUUGACGUGGUCAUAGUGGCUGGAGUCUGUAUGUGGAGCGUUUUAACAUGAUGGUUUUUUAACACCACUCAUAACUCCCCCCCCCCAUGGCAGAUUUAUUGGAGUAUCAUCAUCCACCCCAGAACUAGAGUGAAAAAAGCUGGAAGCUGAUCACCACACCACUUUUUAUAAACUGCAAUAAUUACCUUGCAGUGUUAAGUCCUCCUCUAGUUUCUGUCUACCAGACAGCCACUAGAGGGAUUUCCGGGUUCUUAGACAACUUUUGGUCAUCUAAACGACGCUGGACGUCCUCCCGCUAUGCAGCGCUUCCGUAAUCCCCAAUAAUGCUUUCCUAUGGGGAGGUCUAAUGUCUGCACAUGCGAAUUAGGUCUCCCCAGUCGGAAGGGGAGGAGUUUGGGCGGAGCCUGACCUAGAGGUGAGAGACAUCGGCGCUGGAUUCAGGACACUAGUGAAUCCCUUUAAGUAAAUGGAGUAUGCACGCAAAACCAAUAUCAACAUAAUGCAACAAGCAAUAUUAGAUUGAGAUCCAAUAUGUUAUGAUAAAUUACAUUGUAAAGGUGUUUAGUGAUUGAAUAUUGGAGUUGCUAUUUAUUGACCGCAUAUUUAGGUGCACAUAUAUUGUUCAUUGAUCUAUUAUUAGUAAAUUAUUACAGAUCCAUAUUUAAAGAUUCACUUUUCAAAAUGUUUUCUUUAUUUAUUUUCUCAUUAGGAUAUUAAAGAAGUACAAGGCUAUGUUUUAAUAGCUUAUAAUUUGCUGAAUUACUUGCCUUUGGAGAACCUGCGUAUUAUUCGAGGCACGCAGCUAUAUGAAGACCUUUAUGCACUUGUUGUAAUUUACAACUCGGACGAUGAAGGGAAAUCUGGAUUACAAGAACUGCGUUUCAGGAGUCUGACGGGUGAGAAUAUUGUUUGUUUGUCUGGGAGAAGGCAUGAUGUGUAAUGACACUCUGAUGUGGAAACCAUUAAUCAUUUUUAAAGGGACACUAUAGGCAUCCAAACAACUUUGGCUUGAUUAACAAGUUAUUGCGUAUAGAUUAUGCCCCUGCAGGUUCAGUGCUCAAUUCUCUGCCUUUUAGGAGUUAAAUAUCUUUUGUUUCUGUUUAUGGAGCCCUAGCCACACCUCCCCUGGCUGUGACUGACAAAGCCUGCAUGAAAAAAAAAACUGGUUUCGCUUUCAAACAGAUGUUAACGUGCUUUAGAUAUUUAUCUCCUGCUCUGUAAAAUGAACUUUAAUCAAACACAGGAGGCUCCUGCAGGGUCUAGGAGGCUAUUAAUAGAGAUACAAAAUUCUAAAUUAAACAGAAUGUGAAUAAAGAAAGUUUAAAGAUUAAAUCUCUCUUUACAGGAAGUCUUUGGAAAGGCUGUGCAAGUCACAUACAGAGAGGUGUGACUAGGGCUGUAUAAACAAAGUGAUUUCACUCCUAAAUGGCAGAGAAUUGAACAGUGAGACUCCAUUGGCAUGAUCUAUAUACCAACACCACUCCAUUAAGCUAAAAGUCUUUUGGUGCCUAUGGAUUAGAAUAAAGGGCUUUGUCUGUGAAUGACUUGCCCAUAAUUAAGGGAUUUAUUUUUAUUGUUCCAAUCCAGUUGCUGCUGUGUUUAGAAAUAAUAUCAGCUCCCCCCCUUUACUUAAAAUUGGUCUUCAAUAUGUUACUCUUAAAGGAAAACUUAAUGGGACACUAUAGGCAUCCAGACAGCUCGAUCUCAAGCAAAAUCCAUAUAAAUAAAACGUGAUUCCAUUCUUUCUUAUGGGAAAGGCCUAAUGCUCGUGCGGCGCUUGCCGCACAUGCGCAUUAGGUCUUCCCACCGUCUGACUUCGUGGACUUUGUAUUUUUAACACUAAAGUGUUCCUUUAACUAAUGACUCAUAAUUAGCAUAAUGUGCGAUUUGAAACUGCAAGAAAUAGUGCCACGCAUUCAAAAUGAUUUAAUAUUUUUGGAUGAAAUUAGAAAAAAAAAUUCCUACAAAAUACAUCAUAAAAAUAUCAAUAUGUAGAAAAAAAUGUAAAUAAUAAAACAUUUUAAUAUUUUUCAUAAUGUAAAAUUUAAAAAAAAAACUAUCCAAAAAAUACUAAAUCAUUUGGAAAGCUUAUCCAACAAUAUUAAAAAAACUUACACUUUUUGCCAUGAUUUUGGCUCCAUUGAGCUUUUCCCAGAUUUGGAGCUGCAUUCCCCUCCUGUUCCAGAUUAUUUUUUAAUAAAAAUAUACAAAAAAAAAUAAUGCAAACAGGGUCUCAGCUACAUACUAGGUAAAUAGCAUUCAUGAGGGGUAUUGAAAUAAUGCAGUUCAAUUGCACAUACAAAAAAUCCUGCAACAUUUCAGUGAGAUCAGUGUAUAUAGUAGUGUGUAGCCGUAUUAGUUGGGACGUGAUUGUGCAUGUGUUGGGGGGAGGUUUGUGCGUAUACAGGUUUACUGGGAGGUUAGUAUGUGUAUUUGUGUUAAUUAGAAAGACAAUGUGUGCAUAUGAGUGUAAGGAUUAAUUAGAAUAUUUGUAUAUCUAUGUUUUAUUGUGUAUAUUUGUUUGAUGAAGUUGGUAAAUCCAUCAGCAUAUAUAAUUUGUUACGUCAGAGUAUGUAUAAAUUUGUUGGGUGUUGAGUGUGUAAAUGUGUUAGAUGGUAGGAAUGAGUGUAUACUUCUUAGCUGGUAUGUAUAUGCAUGUUGGUAUGUGUACUUUAGUUGAGAGGUUUAUAGUUGUAUGUGCUAUUUGGGAUAUCAUGAGCUGGAAGAUUAACAUAUACGUGUUUUAUAUGAAGUUGCGGGCAUACAUUACAUGGUUUAUAAAGGCCACAGUGUGUGCAUGAGGUCAGAUUUCUAUGUAUAAAACAGCUGACAUAAAGGAAUUUAAUGUCACGUCACAUUGCUUAUAACAGAUGUACUUACUUUGUCUACUGCGAGAUUUAUAUUGUGGAAUCAGAUUUUAGCAGAUGUUAAACAUGGAUGAAUAUAUAUAUAUAUAUAUUUUAUUUCUAGGUCCACUGGAGCCAGAUAAUAAGGAGGGAGGCUUUAAAUGUUAUGCAUAACCUAUUAUUGAUUACUGUUAUGAGAGAUAAACAGUCAGUUAGCUAAUUUCAUUACCAGGGCAUUUAAAGGGAUCCUAUAGUUCCAAAAAUAAACAUUUUUAUUCCGGUAUUAUAGGUUCACUUCUGUCCAAACCCGCCCUUUGUGCUUCAGAGAAGGGCUACUAAACUGGUUCAUGGAUUGCAGGAUAAAACUUACAAGGAAAGGUUAAAGGAACCAAACACGUAUAGCUUGGAGGAAAGACGAGACACAGGGAUAUGAUAGAAACAAAAGGAGACUAUAUUUAACCCCUUAAGGACCGAGGACGGUUCAGGACCGUCAUCGGCAUUUUUGCGUUGCCGACCGAUGACGGUCCUGAACCGUCCUAACGGUCAGAGCUACUUACCUGAUCGCCGUCGUUCCCCCGGCGGCGAUCAGCGUGGCUCCGGUUGUGGGGAGACUGUCUGCAGCCCAGACAGUCUCCCCACGGCAGAUUAGGACCCCUGUGGCCAUGUGAUCGCUUAACACAGCGAUCACAUGGUCACAAUAGGUGUCCAUGUGUCUGCCUGCAGGGGGACUGCCUGUGCUGACAGGCAGUCUCCCUGCUAGUGUAAAAUCAUUUAAAAAAAUAAAGUUAAUGUUAAUUAAAAAAAAAAAUAAUAAUUAUAUAUGUGUAUAUAUGAUAUAUAGACAUAUAUUAUAUCUAUAUAAUAUAUGUCUAUAUAUCAUAUAUAUAAUGUCAUACUAAGUGUAUUUUUAUAUUAAUAUGUACUUAUAUUAAUAUAAAAAUACACUUAUAAUUAAAUUACACACGUAUAUAUAUAAUAUAUAUAAUAACUAUAUAUAUUGUAUAUAUAUAUAUUAUAAAAUAUAAAUAAUAAGUAAUUUAAAUUAAAUAAAAAAUUUUUAAAUAAUAAUAAAAAUUUUAAAAAAAAUUAUAUAGCUAUAUGAAAUUUUAUUCUAACUGUAUUUUAAAAUUAAUAUAUAUAUAUUUAUAUCAAAAUACACUUAGAAUGAAUUUGUAUAUAUAUCUAUGUAUAUAAAAAUAAAUAAAAAUAAUAAGAAAUAUACAUACGUCCAUAUACAAAAUUACAUAAAUAAUUAUAUAAAUAUACACGUAGACUUCAAAUAUAUAAAUAUGCAUAUAUAUUUAAAUUCUACGUGCGUAUUUAUGUAAUAUUUUUACAUAAUUCAGUAAUUUUAUUGAUUGCAAUUUGAGGGACCUGCCUGCCAACCCAGGCCGAAAUUCCAGAGAAUUUAAUUUGCUAGCACUAUAUUUUACCCUGUAACGUUCUACGACACCCUAAAACCUGUACAUGGGGGGUACUGUUUUACUCGGGAGACUUCGCUGAACACAAAUACUAGUGAUUCAAAACAGUAAAACAUAUCACAGCGAUGAUAUUGUCAGUGAAAGUUACUUUUUUUGCAUUUUUCACACACAAACAGCACUUUUACUGAUGAUAUAAUUGUUGUGAUACGUUUUCCAGUUUUUAAACACUAAUAUUUGUGUUCAGCGAUGUCUCCCGAGUAAAACAGUACCCCCCAUGUACAGGUUUUAUAGCAUUUUUGAAAGUUACAAGGUCAAAUAUAUGGGUCAAAUAUUUUACAUUGAAAAUGGCCAGGUUGGUUACGUUGCCUUUGAGAGCGUAUGGUAGCCCAGGAAUGAGAAUUACCCCCAUGAUGGCAUACCAUUUGCAAAAGAAGACAACCCAAGGUAUUGCAAAUGGGGUAUGUCCAGUCUUUUUUAGUAACCACUUGGUCACAAACACUGGCCAAAAUUAGCGUUCAAUUUAGUUUUUUUACUUUUUUCACACACAAACAAAUAUGAAUGCUUACUUUGGCCAGUGUUUUCGACUAAGUGGCUACUAAAAAAGACUGGACAUACCCCAUAUUGAAUACCCUGGGUUGUCUACUUUAAAAAAAAUAUGUACAUGUGGGGUGUUAUUCAGAGAUUUAUGACAGAUAAUAGUGUUACAAUGUCACUAUUGAUAAAUUUUAAAAAUGUAUGUUUUGAAACCGCAAUAUCCUACUUGUACCUAUAGCCCUAUAACAUGCAAAAAAAAGCAAAAAAGCACGUAAACACUGGGUAUUUUUAAACUCAGGACAAAAUUUUGAAUCUAUUUAGCAGUUUUUUUCAUUCGCUUUUGUAGAUGAGUAAAAGAUUUUUCAAGUAAAAGUCAAAAAACAUGUAUUUUUUUCAAUUUUUCAUCAGAUUUUUGUAUUUUUUUUAAAUUAAAAUACAUGAGAUUAUAUAAAUAAUGGUAUGUAAAGAAAGCCCCUUUUGUCCUGAAAAAAACAAUAUAUAAUUUGUAUGGGAACAGUAAAUGAGAAAGCGGAAAAUUACAGCCAAACACAAACACCACAAAAGUGUAAAAAUAUGCCUGGUCGCAAAUGUACAACAUCGCAAAAACAGUCCAGUCCUUAAGGGGUUAAAAGAAGAAAAACUACCACAACAAGAGGACAUACUCUUAAAUUAGAGGGGCAAAGGUUUAAAAAUAAUAUCAGGAAGUAUUACUUUACUGAAAGAGUAGUGGAUGCAUAAAUAGCCUUCCAGCUGAAGUGGUAGAGGUUAACACAGUAAAGGAGUUUAAGCAUGCGUGGGAUAGGCAUAAGGCUAUCCUAACUAUAAGAUAAGGCUAGGGACUAAUGAAAGCAUUUAGAAAAUUGGGCAGACUAGAUGGGCCGAAUGGUUCUUAUCUGCCGUCACAUUCUAUGUUUCUAUGUUAAAACGAACUAAAAUAAAGACACAUCGUUGGCAUUGUCGGGACUCCUCUGCUGCAGCCUCCCGCUCGGCUUUCCUAGAUGUCAACAUGCCUAGUAACAUCUUUGCGAUCUUCCUCCAAAUCCAUUGCUUCUCUGUGAUUGGAUGCGCACAUGCAAGGCCAAAUGCCGUGCUCCUCCAAUCAAAUGCUGAGGUGGAUUUAGCCAGGCAAUGUAAACAUUGGUUUCUGAAAAACUGCAAUGUUUUACAGCUGGGUUAAAAUUAUAAAACCACUUCACCCAUUACCAUUACAGUAACCCAGACAACUGUAUUAAGAUGAAGUGGUCUGGGUUACUCUAAUGUCCCUUUAAUAUUUGUCGAUAUAUAUCAAACCAACCCUUUAGGCAACCAUUUACUUAUGUGAAAACCCUAAAUAAAAAUAAUGUAAAAAGUGGGUUGCAGAAAUUACAUGUAAUGUGACCUGCAACAUAGACAUCCUCCUAAGACUAGUUUGUGAAUUCUAUUUCAGUUUUGUGAAAAAGCAGAGAUACCACGCAGAGAUGUGUCAUAUGUCCCUCCGUGAAGCCAUUUCUGGCCAGCCAUACUUAGCUGUUCUGCUGUUAGACUUGGCACUGGGUUAAGUUCUGUAGUAAACUGUAGAAAAAACAGAGAAACACAGCUGAUAUAAUGCGAGGAAUUUAUUAGAAUGCCAUCAACUACAAGUAAUGUGGCAUUUCAGAUAUGAGGUAAUGUAAUGUAAUGUAGUGUAAUUAUGUCUUACAAAAUGCCUACAUUUAAUAGAAUACUAUAGUAUCCCACUGCCCACACAGUCCCUCCGGCAAUGUAAGGGGUUAAAUAACCCUUUAAACACUUAAGGACACAUGACAUGUGUGACAUGUCAUGAUUCCCUUUUAUUCCAGAAGUUUGGUCCUUAAGGGGUUAAACACUUACCUCGGCGCUGGGUCGUACUUCUUCUCAUCUUAUGUCAGCCGAUGGGGAACAUAAUGCACAUGUGCAGAGAGUGCUCCGCGCAUUAGGCCUUCCCCAUAGGAAAGCCUAGUGGCAGCACACCUAGAAAUAGGGCUCCCUCACAGGCCCUACAACAGAAAUGGUACAAACAAAUAGGGGAGAAGUUAGUGCCACUAAAAAACAAAUAAGUAAUAAAUAAAAAGCUUACAACAGGCUAAAAUUAACAGAGAAUAUAGGAAUAGACACUUUUGAGUUAAAAACCCUUUACUUACCUGAUCCCACCACCGGUGUCCCUCGGUGCUAGGUCACAGCUCCUCCUCCUUCCGACAUCACUCCACGAGGUGGCGAUGAUGUGCAUGCGCAGCGAGUGUCGCCAGUGCGUUAGUCCUCCCCAUAGGAAAGCAGUGAAUCAAUGCUUUCCUAUGAGGUAAUAGCUGACACUAGAUGUUCUCAUGCAGAUUGUAAGGACCUCCAGCAUCCGUUACUGGACCAAAAGUCGGUUAGUCUAGUAGACAGCCACUGGAGACAGACUAAGUGCUUCAAUGAGCUGAAGUGUUCUGGAUGCCUAUAGUUUCCCUUUAAGGGAACAAGGACAGUGCAGCCAAACCAUUUCAAUGAGAUGAAGUGACCUGGGUGCCUGUAGUGUCACUGUAAACAGAAAUACUAACAGAGCUAUAUGACUACAAUGCAGUUUUGUGACUUUAUUAAAUUUACAUAAUUACAUAAGUAGGCAAAGAUAUCCAGCGGUGUUCAACCAAUAUGUAAAUCAACAUGCAAUGUACAACAUGCGUAGCACAAACUUAGUUGCAAAAUGAAAUUCGUAGGAAAAACAUUGACACGCUCAAACAUAGAAAGCAUAGUGGAAUAACGCAAUUUUAAUACGUAAGCCGUCAUGUAGAAAAAUAAUUUUUUCAAUAAAGAUAGCAGAUUACAAAUACUAUAUUGAUAUAACUCUGAUUUAGUAAGAAACAAUUAUAACUAAUAAUGACUCACGGCAAAUCACUGAGACCGAUGACCUUCUUAUAAAUGCCGGUAUUGGCUGUGCUUUUCUACAGCUUAGUAUCUGAUCGCGAUUCACAGUUCCCUUGAGUGAAGGUCCUGCUGUGUCUGGUGACAGUUUGUCCUGAGUGCGAUUUAUUACGUUUUGUAAUAUUGAUGGUAAUGUCUGUUUUUCUCUGCAGAAAUUCUAAAAGGAGGAGUCAAGAUAGCGAAUAAUAGCCAACUGUGCUUCCAACAGUCAAUCAAAUGGAACGACAUCUUGAGCCAGUACAACGCCAUGCGUGGAGACAUCUUCCUGACACCAGGGAGCCGGCAAUGUAAGAAAGCCAUUUCUGGAGUUAGUUCUGUGAGAUUUGGGUCUCUUCACAUAGAAGUGAUAGACAGAGUUAUUUACUUAAAGGAUCACUAUAGGGUCAGGAACAGAAACAUGUAUUAGUGUUAAAACCACCAUCUAGCCCCCCUGGGCCCCUCAUGCCUCCAAAAAAAUAUUGCAAAAUCUUACUGUAUUCAAGCCUGAAGCUGUAACUCUGCAUGCUGUUAGACUCAGAAAAACAAGCUGUCUGCUGACAUCAUCAGAAGUGGUAGCCUGAUCCAAUCACAAUGCUUCCCCAUAGGAUUGGCUGAGACUGACAAAGAGCCAGCACAAUUCAAACACAGACCUGGCCAAUCAGCAUCUCCUCAUAGAGAUUAAUUGAAUCAAUUAAUCUCUCUGAGGAAAGUUCAGUGUCUGCAUGCAGAGGGUGGAGACACUGAAUGUUUGGAUGCAUUUUAGGCAGCCAUGACUCAGGAACGAUCUCAAACAGCUAUCUGAGGAGUGGCCAGUGAAGUCAUCACUAGGCUGUAAUGUAAACACUGCAUUUUCUCUGAAAAGACAGUGUUAACUGCAAAAAGCCUGAAGGUAAUGAUUCUACUCACCAGAACAAAUUCAAUAAGCUGUAGUUGUUCUGGUGACUAUAGUGUCCCUUUAAGUGAGAAUUUAAAGUGAAUUUUAAAUGUAAAGCCAAAGUAGCCAAGCUAGAAUCAUAUCUGAUGCUUUGAUAAUGUUUCUCGUUUGGGUAUUUUAACUUUAAUUUGAAAUUCACUUUGAAUUCUCAUUUUAGUAAAUACCUUGAGAGAGAUAAAAUUGGAGAACUUUGCCAGUAGUUGCACUAAAGACAUAAAUUGUCAUAUAUGACAUUUCUUUCUAACACACAUUCCAUAGGUUGUUGUAAAUAAACGUGAAACCAUAAAUCUGGUUGCACUGAGAUGUUCAAUUCAUUUUAUUUGAACAGAACCUGUUUGUUGAAACAGGCCCAUAGCCAGCCAUCAGCACAUUUAUUAUUUGCCUCAAGGAAAGAUUAGACAAUUUUAAUAGAACAUUGUCACAAUUAUAUGGUUACGUAGCUACACACCAACAAAUACUCGGGACAAUUUGGUGUGUGACUGAUUAUACGAAACCUGUGUUCAGAUAGAGGGGGCAGAUGAGCCAAGAAAUUAUGUAUGUACGAUUUGUUCAAAGGCAAACGAAACAGAACUUCAACUACCACAAUACUUUGCCAGCCUUAAAGCAUCAUGGGACCUGUAGUUCUGCAACAGCUGUGGAUCUACCUUAUGGGCAUAUUUGUAUAGACAUUGUUCACUGUGGCGCUAUCUCUCACAAUCAUAUCCCUGUGUUUAUCUUUGUUUUUGGUACAAAAAUAUUACAAACACAUUUGGUGGGAAAUAUUUUGUUUUAUUUUGUUUAUAAAAUGUCUCCAGAUCCAUUUUAUCUUUUUAUGUGAACACUGCAAAAUAAACAACCAAAAAAAAAAUCUAUAGACUGGUGACUGCUACUGUCUUUUGUGUCAUUAAAGGUCCUGCUUGUUCUCCUGCUUGUGCUUCAUUAUCAACCGGGAAUGCGGAGGCCUGUUGGGGAGAGGGACCGGAAUACUGUCAGAUCUGUGAGUAUCUGUGUUAUAUUGUUUUGAGACCAUGGUUUGAGGUGGAGUAUGGUGGGGAUGAGAAAAGGCACGAUGAAUUAUCUUCUAUUUUGAAUAAAAAUGUAUCUCUCUAAAAUGUGAUCACAACGUUUAAUCUCUGCUUUUUGUCAGUAACCAGCACUAUAUGUGACAGCGGAUGCCAGAGGUGCAAAGGAGAACACUCCACCCAUUGCUGUCACGAGCAAUGUGCAGCCGGUUGUACUGGACCUAAGAACUCAGACUGUCUGGUGAGAAAAUGUGGAUGUGGACUUUUACCCCAUCUGACUUGCGCCACUGACCCUAAUGACUCUUGUCUGUCACUUUACAAAUUUCAGGCUGUUUUUUUUAUUUAUAAAGCUAUGGCAAACUGUCAGCUUUGUACAAUACCAUAAAGUUAAAAACAGUUUGAGAUGUGAUUAACAUUUUGUAGGAUAAACGGUAGCAAGAGCUGUGAUUGAUACGUUCCAGUGGGAGUUAGGAAAGAAAUUUACUUAUGUGUGGCUUAAAGGGAAUUUGGAUACAUCGCCAUAACAAGCUGGGUUGGAAAUUCUAAUUGCUGGGAGAGCCCAACAAGAAGUUUUGAAAAUCAGAGUUGGACAAGAUGUUUUGGUAGAUUAAGAGAGUAAUAAAAUGUAUGGACCUUUGGAUGAUAUGUUCAAGGGACCCUUACUUAAAGCCAACUUUUCUUAAUAACAUGAUAUUUUGUAAUUAUUUUCUGUUGGUCAUUGAGUCCACUUAUGGGAAGAACUUAAUGUCUUAUAGUCAUCUUCUGUUAUUGCAAUGAGUAAAGACUUACAAAGUCAUUUAUUUAAUCUAUGAAAGAAGUAAGAUGAGUAUUAAAACUGUAAAGAUAUUCAUAUCUAUGUAACUUUGCUUAAAACAUAUUUAGCUUAAUAAAGCUGUUUUUUGUGUAUAGAUCACAUUGUUUGUUUCAUUGAGUUAUUUUCUUCUCACAGGCCUGCCGUAACUUUAACCAUACGGGAGUGUGUGAAUUGCACUGUCCUUCUCUCAUCAUAUACAAUUCAGAGACCUACGAAGCAGUCCCCAACAAGGAUGGGCGUUAUAUUUUUGGGACAAGCUGUGUUACUACAUGUCCAUGUAAGAGAUUUUACACUUUUCACACACAAACACUGUAUUACUGUAAAUUUCCAUUGACGCUUUUGUCAAUUACGUGAAAGAAAGUCUUUUUACAGAAUUUUGACCUAUCACAUAUAAUUGCACGCUUAUCCACAAGACCGUAAAUGAAAAAAAAAGUCCACCACAGAUGUCAUCUACACAUUGUGUUAGCCAGGGACCUUCUCAUUCCCCCGCCCCACUCUUAAUUAAAUUCAUCUCCUUCUGUGUUUACUCUCUGGUGGUGGGGAGACAUAGAAGACCCAACUGGUCUCGUGGGAUAAGUUGAUGUCCAUAUCCAUGGUGGCACAAACUCUCCUUGGGAACAAGAAGGGAUUAGGUGCCUUAAUGCACUACCACUUGGUAUUUGUAACACAACAUGCAAGUGAUAUUUUGAUCCUAAACUAGUACAAGAUUUGUGAUGGGUGACUUGUGUGGUGGUAACACCAACCACACAAGAACCAUCAAGUCAUCUCUGGUAAUUAGAAGAGAUAUCAGAGAUCAAACAAGACUUAUCCUCUAGUUUUUCCUAUGUGCAGAUUGAACUGAAAUAGAGAAAACAUUUGCACAAACAGAAAUUAUAGUUUUUAUUUUCUGGUCUGCAGUUAUUUUUCGAGUAUCUUUUAUUAAAUGUCAGCAUUCUGAUUUGUUUGUAAAUGUCAAUGCCUACGCAUUUUGUGAUGGCAUGUGGUUAAUGCAUAAACGCUUUUAAUCUUUGUAUUCUUCUAACCAGAUAACUAUCUUGCUACGGAGGUUGGUUCCUGCACACUGGUGUGCCCUCAAGAUAACCAGGAGGUGAUGGUGGGAAAUGUACAAAAAUGUGAAAAGUGCAACAAACAGUGCAAUAAAGGUAAAAGCUAGUCUUUGGACUAUGAGAGGGUAAAAUGCAUAGGGGGAUGAAAACUUAUAAUUUUUUUUGGGAUUGAACAAGGAGGACACGAUGAACCAGUUUUAUCUUCUGAUAUGGUGGUCCUAUCUGCUCUUCUAUGUAUGUGUGAUGUUAUAUAGGUUCUGAAGUGAUGAAGGGGUUUUACUAACUGUCUGUCUCCAACAGUGUGCUAUGGACUUGGAAUGGACUUUUUGAAAACUGCCCAGGCUGUCACUUCUCAAAACAUCCAUCACUUUCAAGGAUGCACCAAGAUCUUUGGGAACCUGGUUUUCCUUCCGGAAUCCUUCCAUGGGUGAGAUGUCCUCCCUCCGCUAUAGAUUCUUACCUCCUAAAAUUAGUCCAUGAACAGUUCUAUUUACUACUUAACACUUCAAACGUUAAGGGGUGUUACGUUUUGAUUUGGACCCAUCUUGCCAUGUUUACUGUAUGUAAUGAUCCAUGGACAAUAUCAAUGAAUAUUAAUUUCACAUUGGGAGUCAAUUAUUUCCAGUGGCCGGUGCUGGUAACUAGCAGAUUCCACAAAAGGAUUCCAAAAGCACUCCUGGGGCUUCUCACCUCAAAGUUUUAUGUUAUCAAGAUCAACGUUUUGGUUUAGAAUCAUAAACUUUUAUCAGGACAACCACAAAGUAAAAAACACACAUCUAUAUACACACAAACCAUAAAACAAAGUACUCACCCCACCAAAGCUCAUCAUCAGUGCUGUUUAGAGGUGUGAUCAAACCGAGGGUAUGGGUAGCUUGUGUCCCAACAAGACCGCCACCAUCUGGCCCUGGUUACACUGGUUGUUGAGGUAAUCGGUACGCUCCAGGGACGAAUCCCUGUGUAAUAACAAAAACAAAUUGAAUAAAGAUUUGCCUUACUCUGGACUCGCCAGCUACAAAAAUAUAAUAUAUGUACUGCAUGUAACAGUAUAAUAUUUUGUAGCCGGUGAAUCUGGGUUGAAACAAAUCUUUAUUCAAUUUGAGCAUACAGAUUGGGGAUAUAGAAAUGGGAGGGCUUUCCUCAGUGUGGGAGGGACACGCAAUCUUCCCCAUGUUAGCGCUCUGCCUGAAAGGGAGAAGCAGGUACGUUUGUCGGCAGCGUGCAGUGCGCACUGACGAAAUAUGUAUUUUAUGCACAGAAUUUACAUUAGGCAGUCCGGAACAGAGUCAUGUGUGCUGAACACAAGUGCCAAUAACUCUUUAUAUGUAGUGUGUCAAGCAGAAACACUGCACAUCCAGACUCCUACUACCAUGACCACAUUAAAAAAGCAAAAGUGGUCAUGGUGGUUGGAAUAACCCUUUAAACAAAUUUUAUACUUUACAUUACACUAUACUUAUUAAUAAUUUUAUUUAAACAUUACCUAUCUACCCCUUCAAAGUGUUCUUUUCCAGCCAUGAACACCAGAUCAAUAAUUUUAAUUUAACAAAUUUGAUGCAAAAGAGAACAAACACAUCUUGUCCAACCCUUGAGUACCAGGGACCAGUACAGCUAUUCUUCAUUCUAAGGUCUUUUCGUCAAACAGUGUGUGGUCAGGGGAACAUAGACAAUUAAGAAACCCCGAUCAUUCGGUCUGCAUUGGCUGCGGUAUGCAAAUAUAUAUUAAAUGCAAAUCGUUUAGCUUGAACAUCUCUCAAAAGAUGGCACUCAAUCACGUAGCAGUCAGAUUACAGUGUUCAGAUUGCCCUGGUCUGGGCUGAGUCUGAGAACCCAUCAUCUGGACAGGAGCCUUUCUCGUUAAAAUAUUUGCGGCAUGCGUGAAAUGAUGAGAGAGUGGGCUGAUAUCAUAAAAGUUAAGGUAAUAGGAGCAUAAAUCUGAAAUGGGAAAGCGCUUCUGCUACAUUGCAAAGACGUGCAGUAUCAUUCAUUCAUUUCGCCAUGCAUGUAACAAUCUAAAUUAAUUUACGUAGAAAAUAUUAUGAAAUAACAAAUAAGGUAUUAUCAGUGUUUGUAACAGAGUUGGAGAAAUCAGCUAUUUAAAGGGACACUUUAUUCACCAAAACAAGUUUAGCUUAAUGAAGCAGUUUUGGAGUAUUGAUUAUGCCUCUGAAGUUUCACUGCUCAAUUCACUUUCAUUUUGGAGUUAAAUCACUUUUGUUUCUGUUUAUGCAGCCCUAGCCACACCUCCCCUGGCUGUGAUUCUCACAGCCUGCAUGAAUAAAAAUGGUUUCAUUUUCAAUCAGAUGUAACUUACUUUUAAAGUUUUUAUCUCCUGCUCUGUAAAUUUAACUUUCAUCACACACAGGAUGCUCCUGCAAGGUGUAGCAAGUUAUUAUCCAUGCAGGAGAUACAAAUGUUUUAAUUAAACAGAAUUUGCAAUAAAGGAAGUAUAAACAUUAGACCACUUUUUACAGGAAGUGUUUAUGGAAGGCUGUGCAAGUCACAUGCAGGGAUGUGUGACUAGGGCACAUAAACAAAGUGAUUUAAUUCCUAAAUGGCAGUGAAUUAAGCAUAGAGACUGCAGGGACAUGAUCCAUACACCAAAACUGAUUCAUUAAGCUAAAGUUGUUUUGGUGACUACAGUGUCCCUUUAAGCUUUGAAGCUGGCAUUUGAAUUCCAAUUCUCUACAACUUGGGUGAACAGUCCUUAAAAUCAGUCAGGUUCUGACAUGUCAAAUACCCCCAAAAUGGCCUUAUUUAAAAUUAAACAAGAACUGCGACUUCUCUGAAAAUGACAGGAUUGAAUAAAAAACUGAAAAUCGCCUAUAAUUUGUGUUAACCUCUUUCAUGUCAUCCUUACUCUCUUUUAACAUGUAUAUUAAAAAUGUAGCAAAUAACAUCACAUCUAAAAAAAGCUCAGGCAUAGCCAGGGCACACAAUGCAAAUGAGGAGGAGUACAGAAACAUUGUUUCAGGUUUCACCUAUUCCACUAACUAUGGUCUAUUGCAGAAAAGAAACACAUUGAUAAUGACUGACAGGGAGCCAAAGUGAGGACACUCAGUUCUAGGAUAAUGGUAAAUCCAGCCAUGUGGAUUUCUACAUUCAAUUUUAAUUUUUAGACAUCACAAAAACAUAUUUGCUAAAUAUAGGAAAAAAACAUAAAUCUGAAAAAUCACGCAAAGUGACAUUUUUUUCCUUUAAAAUUUAAAUUUCUCUUGCUAUGCUUACUGCUCCGUUUCUAUUUAUGAAACAAUGGUGAUAUCACUGUUGGAACGCAACUCUCCUUACUCUCAGCUCAGAGAUGUUUCUGAUUACAGUGCAGAUGCACACUUACACACCUCCUGUGGACACAGCAUUCCUCUGUUUAGAUUUGAAACUCUGUCUACCAUUGUCUAUUUUUAUACCAUUUCAUUGUGCUCUUUAUGACUCGUAUGUUUUCCUCUAUUAAGCAUUUAAUAAUAUUGCAGGGAUCCAGCUUCCGGGAUUUCGGCAUUAACCCUUGAGAAUCUACAAGUCUUCAGGACUCUAGAAGAAAUAACAGGUACUAUUCUUAUGGCAUGUUAUUAUUAUUAGCAUCAUUUAUAUAUUGCAAACAUAUUCCGCAUCGAUUAACAAUUUAUAAGUUAUAACUCUGACAACAAUUUUUUCCUACAUUUUUCACAUUGUAGCAGGGUGUUGGCAGUUAAUACUAUACAUUAGUAUACAAACGUAAGCUCUGCGCUCAAACUUCCAGGGCUUAAUUUUGUAUGCUUGUAUUUGCUUUUGUGUUACACAGCUAUGUUACAAUGCUGCCACCCACUAUUAAGUGUUAAUAAAUGUGUAGGGGUUUAGAAAAAUACCCCUCUCUGUCUCAUUAGAGAUUUUUUAACUGAAGCUGAAAACUGCAAGAGGAAUUGGCAAUGUAGGACUCACCUAUGAGGUUUUGCCUUGACUUGGCAGGUGAGCUUACACUUAAAUGGCCAUUGGAGUGAUACUAAAAAACGUCCAGUUAUUUAAAUGUACAUAGGGAUUUAGGAUAGUGUGCGAAUAAUGUUUUUCUUUGGUUUUUACCAUACAUUAAUAUAUAUAUAUAUAUUUUGUAAGUAGGUACAGAGAAUUGUUUCUGUGUGAAAACGUCAAAUGUUUGGUAUCUGCAGAAAAAAGAGACUCUUCUCUUGUGUUAUAGGAUAUAUAUACAUUGAGUCCUGGCUGGAAGAAUUAAGCAGCCUCGGCGUCUUUGAGAAGCUGCGUGUGAUUCGGGGACGCGUGCUUCAAAAGUGAGUAAAUUUCUGCUCCCGUUUAAUUUUCAUUUAUAGGUGGAGCUAGGAUAUUAUUUUAAGUUAGAAGAAAUACGAUUAGGUUAUAUCAAAGAAGAUUUAACUUUAAAGGGACACACUACAAACAGAACAGCACUAAAGUGAGUAUGCAAAUGGAAUUUUAAAUUUCAGGUGAAAGUCAUCAAAUUUGAAGAAUACUGAACUUAGAGAACUUUUCCAACCUGGCUGUUUUGGCCUUAAAUUUCAACUUCAUUUUGAAUUGACUUUGACUUCUCAUUUUAGUGAGUAGCCCUGUUAGAUAAGUUAUUGGAUGCAUCUUGUGUUCUGGGACAGCUAUAGCAGUAAUUUGCAAAAACUUUAAAAACUAUCCACAUCUCAAUUAAAUAUAACACAGGCAAAAAAUGUGCUUGUACCGUCCUGAUAGAGGUGUAGAAAGCUAAAACGAAACUACAGUUGCCUGAGAGCCUUAUUGUUCAUUACAUUAAAAAAGUAAACCCCACUUGUUGUGUCCCUUAAAAAAAAAAAAAAAAUUCACAGCAAGUUAUGUUGGCACCAUGAAAGAUUAGAGGAAACGAGGCUUCAGAUUCUACAAAGGAAUCCACGAUUUACAGUAGUUUCAGUGAAGUUUAGAAAUUAGCUACCAAACUCAUAGUGAUUGCAGAUAAAAUGUAAGAUUAUUAGAAGAUUAGCCUUGCAUUGACUGUAGCUUUCUUGAUAUCUUAUAGUGGAGCAUAUUCUCUGGCUCUCCGCAACCUGUCUAUCUCAUCUUUUGGCUUACACUCUCUGGUGGAAAUUAGCAGUGGUCUUGUCCUUAUCGAGGGGAACUCCAACCUCUGCUUCUUGGACAGUAUUCCGUGGUCUAACAUCUUCAGGAACCAACGUCAGGCUCUUCUGGAGACAUCCAACAAACCACAGGACCUCUGCGGUAAAGGAUAAACACCUGACAAUAUUAAUUUCAUAAAAUACUACUUAUUAUGGAUGGCUUCUCAACCACUAUGUUUAUUUGUUCUGUUUGGUUGAAAUAUAUACCCGCUAUGAUCGAAACAACUGCCGUUUCUUAACAAGCUUGUCCAUCGGUUUUAACUAUUCACCCUAUAUCUUUAUAUAUUGAGCAGUUGCCUAACUUAGACGUAUGUGAGGGUCUUGGCUUUGACAUGAGUUUGAUGUAGUACAUUUGGGCAGCAUCUAACUUUGUUGUCCUAUACCCUACAGUCAAAGAAGGGUUAGUCUGCUACCAUCUUUGUGCCGAUGGACAGUGCUGGGGUCCUGGGCCCUCUCAGUGUGUCAACUGCACAAGAUAUCUUCGUGGAGAUGACUGUGUGGAAUCUUGCAAUGUCCUGGAAGGGUAAGUCGGUGCUCUUCUUGUUUGUAGCCUGGUAUAGGAGACAUGUCAUCAUUGUCUCCUUUACUCAGAUCUUUUAUUGACGUUACUGCUGUUUUGUAUCGACAGGGAGCAAAGGGAACACAUUAAUGGGAAUCGUUGUGUAUCCUGUCACCCGCAGUGCCUCCCAUUAAACGGAAAUGAAACAUGCAGUGGCCUGGUAGGUAGAGCUUGACAAUUGUAAAGUUUGUGGAGGGUUAGCAAAAAUCAACUGUUACAGAUUAUGCGCUAAUAUUUACUCUUAUUAUUUGGUUACAGAAUGCAGACCAGUGUACAGAAUGUGCUAAUUAUAAGGACGGUGAGACCUGUGUGGAUCAAUGCCCAAAUGGGGUGAAGGGAGAUUCAUUUGUACCCAUCUGGAAGUACCCAGACAAGAAUAAGGACUGUCAGUUGUGUCCUGUUAACUGUUCCCACUCGUAAGUGUUCCUUCUUGGCACCACGUAUGCUAUCUUUCCUUUGUACUGCAGUUAAUGAUGGUAAAAGGUACAUUAUUUAAUUGGUAUACCGUAUUUUUAAUUACAGUUAGAAGACACAGAUUAUUUUCUCUGUAGAUCAGAUUUGAUAAUAGGGUGAUAUCUUCAGUUUAGAUACAGAUCAUAUGUCCACUACAACAUGGAGUCUCUAUCCGUGUGAUGAAAGCACACAUGCAUAUGGGUUUUCCCUAAUAUACCCUAAUGAACACUUUUUAGUGUUUCCUGACUUAACAAACUAAAAUGGGUAGAUACGAACAAGGGGUGCUUUGAGCUCAAAUCAAAGCACCCCCUUCUUUAAAACUACCUGUUUUCGUGACUCAAGAGCAGGUUAGUUAUGACUGACUGGCUAUUUGCUGAAAGGUGUUGAGCCACAUGUUAUAUGGUUAUGGUUACAAAGUUAUGGUUGUAUGCCCGUUGAGUUUUGAUUAAACACCACGGCCAAGCCCAAUGAAAAGUAAUUAAACGUUGUCUGUGGUUAUUGCGUGUCUCGUUUUAUGUAUACAAAUAUUGCCUACCAUACAUAUAAUAGUUAAUAUGUCAGGUAACAGCUUGCUGAUCUCAUUGCCAUUUUGGAGUCAGGAAUAAAGAGGCUGCUUUACAGAGGAGCUGUCAAUUCUAGAGAAGGGACAUUUUCUUUAAUUUAAAGUAAUUUUACUUUAAUGUAGUAAAUGCCAUUGCGGUGUUUACUGGGGCGAAUAAUGCAGCAAAGAUAACAAAAACAAAAAACAAAAAACUUCUGUGUUAUUAGGUAGAGCUAAAAGUGAUAUCUCCUCUUCUAUCUAUGACUGUAUUUUAUUUUGAGGCAUGUGCUAAAGGAUUUUCUUUCAGUAGCUUAUUGAGCAAUUUAAUGGUAGUCUACUCAACCUGUAGCUACAAUAUAACUUUUUCCUUUGCUGCAGGUGCUCUCAAAUGGAUGACAAAGGGUGCCCCAUAAAUAUAAACAACAGGUAAGUGUCUCCGCAAGGACUUUUUUUUAUUGCGGUAUUGACGGUUCUGUGGUUGAAGUUUACUAGUUGCCCAUAUUUACGCUACACAACACAUCUCUCUCUCUCUCUCUUUCUCUCUCUGUAGUCAUACCUAUAUGAUUGUGGCAAUCGUGGGCAGCAUUUUCCUCCUUAUCACCAUGUCAAUAGUGAUUGUAAUGGUGUUCAGACGUCGGAAACAGCUGAAGAAGAAGCACACUAUGCGGCGCCUACUGCAGGAGAAUGAGGUGAAUAUAGAUAUUUAGGGAUGAGGUUAUGUAAGAUAUAGGUAGCAGAAAUGUGAAUAGCAUCUUGGGAACUGCUUUCAGCAUCAUUUCUGCUCCUUUUCCAGUUGGUUGAACCACUUACUCCUAGUGGGGCGCUUCCCAACCAGGCACAGAUGAGGAUACUCAAGGAGACAGAACUUAAGAAGAUGAAGGUCUUGGGAUCAGGAGCAUUUGGCACAGUGUACAAGGUAAGAAAAAGUAGGGUACCUGGUUAUUUGAUACAGUUGGUGGAGAUGUUUGCAGGAUCAGGUUUACAUUCAGGUGCUAAUUGAAAAUAGAAGGAGAUACUUUCAGGUUCCAGGUAAGUGUCAAUCUGUGCUAAAAUAGUUUGACCAAUUCCGCUGAGUGCCCUGGCACCAUGUCCUCUAGAGAAGGCUGUUGUUCCUUUAAACAGGUUUUAGCUUACAUAUGCAGAGACAACCAACGCCAUUAGCACUUCAGACUAAUCCUACUCAAAAUGUCAGUCUAGGUUUAAAAUACCCUCUGCACAAGAAAUAUAACAAGCACAGACAACUGUUUAACCUUAAUUAGGCCUCAUCAGUGAGGUGUAGUUGACAACCUUAGGCAUAAUGAGCUUGAGGUCCAUGUCUGAAUGAGUCCAUGUCUCAUCAAACACAUUCUAGCAAAAUACAAGACCAUUUUAAGUAUUUAUAUUUUUUUAUUCUAUGUUGAGUUACUUCUGUUUUCCAAGUAGAAGGUACAUGGUCAUGACCAUUGUCUAAUCUCCAUUAAAGAUGUGGGGAAGAAACCAUUUGUGUCAAUGUAGUCUUGCUUUUCAACUAGGACAAAACAGGUUGAAUCCUUAAAGUUCAAUAUGAAUCAUUAUGGGCUUUUCCAGUUUACUGAUUUAGCCUAAAAGCUACUCAGGUCAUCAGGCUUACACGUAGUUUUUUGUAGUAUCGUGUAAAUAUAUUGUUAUCUUUCUGACUUUCAGGGUAUCUGGAUCCCAGAUGGGGAGAACAUUAAAAUAUCAGUUGCCAUCAAAGUUUUGCGAGAAAACACAUCACCAAAAGCCAACAAGGAAAUUCUGGAUGUAAGACCCUACUUGGAUUGGUAGCCACAGUAUUAGUCACAUGGGGUGCAGGUUUGGAGGAUAUCUUUGCAGAAUAGUAGGUGUAUUUAAAAAUCCCAGAGUCAUUGACCAUCCUUUAAAUUUGAUCUAUGUUUAAAAUGGAGCUGUUUAAUGUGUGCCAAUCUGAAUUAAGAGAGCACACCAGUGCAUGCAGUGCUAUAAAUAAAUACAUUCCCCUUCCCCCAAAUAAAACUGUAAAUAAAGAGUUAACUUAUAUUAUAUUCAGUGGUGAGACAAUCCCUGACUGCAGCUCCACUAUGCCCACUGGGAGUUUAUCAGGUCUGAUUAUUUUAGGGAAAAUCGAAUUUUUUAGCGAAAUCUAGUACUUUUCUAUGAGAAACAGUCUCCUGAUUUGUGCCCCAGCACAAAACAACCUGGAAGAACACCCUCCUGGCUGCCUGGUUGAUAGCUGCAACCUUCUCAGUUUUUAAAUUAUCGUACGGAGUAUGGGAAAAAGUAAAAAAUGAAGGUAUCUUAUAUUAUUCAAUCCUUUGAAAAUGUAAGGAACUGCUCUUUGUCAAGCUUAUGGUCGAAACGUUGCUUUGGUUCCAAUAAAGUGCCUGUAUUGAACCAAUGAGUGCCUGGACCCCCUUCAUUUCAUUUUAUAUAUUAUUCAAUUACUUAAAUGACAGGUCAGGGUGCUAGACUUCUUUUUGAUUGCCAGCAUGAACAGAUCUGUGAAACUGAGGACUUGAACUUUUCUACAACCUAAGAUUACAGUGUAACCCGGUGGAGCUUUUACUAAUGCCUCCGUUAUUCAAAUUUCCUGAAUUCCUGAUGCUCAGUGCUCUUUUCUUGGUCUCUACUGUAGGAAGCAUAUGUGAUGGCAGGAGUAGGCAGCCCUUACGUUUGCCGUCUCUUGGGAAUCUGUCUAACGUCCACUGUUCAACUGGUCACUCAGCUUAUGCCGUAUGGAUGCUUACUGGAUUACGUGCGCGAGAACAAGGACCGCAUUGCUUCCAGAGACCUGCUCAACUGGUGUGUGCAGAUAGCCAAGGUACCGUACUGACUUUCACUAUAUCAAACAAAACAAGCUUAAUGUGCGAGAAUUAAAAUGCUUUCAAAAUAGAACAUUUAGAAUGUACUGAAACCCAUAAGUAACUUUUAAGAGUGAGUAUACAAUGAGCUGAUAGCAUAGACCUCGCAUGUUUAGUGUACUUCACAGUGUGUACGAUCAGACUGACAGUAGCAGUUUGUUUGGUGUGUGGGUGACAGUGAGUGUUGUGGAAAGUAAUCAGUAAUGGCUCUGAUGCUAAAACGUGAAUGUAAUGUGAGGCUAAAUAUGACAAGACUGGUGAGAGAUGAUUGAGGUGAAUGGAGACAAUUGCAGAUGUGAAAGGACUGCGUAUAAGUGUGUAGACAUCUACAGAUGGGAUGUGCUCCAAGAACCAGACUGUAUAAGAGAAUGACAAAUGUAUUGUUGGCUUAGCCUGCAUAAGAAUGCCCUUGUGUAACAGGUUGCUGAGCAAUCAGCACUAUGGCUUGUAGUAUAAAAUUGUGUUAAAAAGGGUCUUGAUUGCAUAGUAGUAUUUAUCUCAAUCUCUGUUUUUUUCCAGGGAAUGAAAUACCUAGAAGAGGUACGACUAGUGCACAGAGAUCUGGCAGCGCGAAAUGUGUUGGUGAAGAACCCAACCCAUGUGAAGAUCACGGAUUUUGGCCUAGCUCGGUUGCUAGAUGUGGAUGAAACUGAAUACCAUGCGGAUGGGGGGAAAGUAAGAGAACUCCAUACUUUGCGUUUGGCUAACACUAUGCACCCAAAAUCAUUGCUUUUGUACAGAUACCAGCGAUAUUUAUUAUGUAGGAGAGGUAAUCACAUGUCAUUUAUCCAAUCCUACAUAGUCAUUUUAUCUACCAUUAUAACCCAAGCCUGGACGACCCAUGUCAAUCCCAAAAUGGAAGAUUAUGGUCUUAAAGUUACACUUUUCUGCCUUUUUUCCAUUUAUAUCUUGAAGGGGAUGGCAUUAUGUGGUAUGCAAGGCAUAAGGCUGACGGAGGUUGAGGGCCAUUGGCUAUUUAUUGGGCUAGUACUGCAGUUGGGACAUUACCUACGAGAAAAUGGUAAUCUUUGUUGAUUGUUGUACCUUAGUUUUAUAAAAGGAAAUUAAAAUAAAAGUAGAUGUUAAACCUGUCCUUCACGCAUGCUAUAGAAAACCAAUACCCUAAGGUGAAGGUGAUGAUGAAAUACUUUUUUACUAGAGAGUGGUAAUAAGUUAGUUAUGAUUACUAGUUAUUAGGAAUCUUUUGAAAUUGGUAUUUUGGGAAACAGAAGUCUAGUUUGCAAUUCUAUGUUCCAGCUGCCUAACCCAGUUCUCACUGACAGGUUCCAAUUAAAUGGAUGGCUUUAGAGUCUAUUCUCCAUCGAAGGUUCACUCAUCAGAGCGAUGUAUGGAGCUAUGGUAAGUAGAUACAUGCAAUAUCAAGCGGUUUUUAAACCCUUUCAAAAUAUUUUUUCACUCUAUUAUAACACUUCCCCACCUCUGCUGUUAAACCACCAGGUGUAACAGUUUGGGAGCUCAUGACCUUUGGCGCAAAACCUUAUGAUGGCAUCCCAGCCCGAGACAUUCCAGACCUUCUUGAAAAAGGGGAAAGGCUCCCUCAGCCACCAGUCUGUACUAUAGAUGUCUAUAUGAUUAUGGUGAAAUGUAAGUAGGCUGAAGAUAACGUUGAAAGAGAUUUUGGGGAAAAUAAUUUCUUAACGUUUUUACAUUUUGUAGAUCUAUAUCUUUUUUUGGGGUGGGGGGGAGGAGUAAGUAACAAUUUCCUCUCCCUGUCACUGUUAGUCUUUCCUUAUUAAUCUGAUUUUCAGCAUCCCUAACUUUAACCAUACGUAAAUGAUUCUCUGCACCUCAUCAUCACUCACAAUUAUUAAUCACAGUUUUAUUUAAUUACUUUUCCUUUCUUAGGCUGGAUGAUUGAUUCAGAGUGCCGACCCAAGUUUCAUGAGUUGGUCAGUGAAUUCUCCCGCAUGGCUCGUGAUCCGUCACGUUUUGUGGUCAUAGAGGUAUUGAACAAAAAAAUAAAGAACCCGAAUGAUAAAUUAUAAAUAUAUUAUACAUGUAAUUUUUCUCUUAGUUGCUAUCUGAUAAUCUUCAUUAUGCAUGCAGUCUCUCAUUUUAACAUUUGAAUUACUUGUCUUCUGUAGGACGAGGAACUUAUGGCUCAAGCAAGCCCAAUGACCAGUCAGUUUUACAGUGCUCUCUUGCAAGAAGUUGGUAUGGAUGACCUGGUGGAUGCAGAGGAAUAUCUGGUACCCCACCAAGGAUUUUUUGGAUCUGGGGAGACAACAGCAGGAACCCGGAGCCGUAUAUCAUCCACAAGGGUAUGAAAGCAACUUUACCAGCUUUUACUUGAUCACAGAAUUAUUUAGAAAUAUAUUAUCAAAGUAAACAUUUAACCACCUACCUUAUUAUUACCUGGUACAAAUAUGUAGGUUUGUUUCAUCACAAUUUGAGAAAAUAUAGAUACACACACACAUAAUAUUUUGGAGUUGGAAUUCAGGGGUGUGUUGGUAUGUAAUGUUUGUGUUUACAUGUUGAAUUUGAUCGCUGGUAUGUAUGCACAUACAUACUUACAAAGAUAUUCAUACACAUUAACACACAGAUACACACAUAGAAACACACUGAUACACACAUGCAUACACCUAGAUACGUACUGACACCCAGAUACACACACCACACACACUUUAAAAUGUCAAGUCUUAUAUUGCUAGUCAGGUCUCAAAAGUUACUCACCAUUUCUACUCACCAAAAUUAAACUUUCGCUCACCAGUGGCUAGUGACGAAUGCAAAUGUUUAGCCCUGUUAAUAUAUAUAUGGCUAUACUUUCACCACUAGCUAUAUAUAUUUAGAAAAAUAAGAGGAAAACCACAUUUCAGGUUUUUAGUUCUGCAAGGUGUGUACACAGAACCACUUUCGAGAUGCUAAAUAUUGACUCCAAGUAUAAAAUAGUUUAAGGUUCAUAUUUACAUGACAAAUUGGUUGAAAGAGACAUUUAAAUGUUUGACCUUGCACACUUUCCUGGACAACAGUCAUGCAGGUUCCCAACCUAGGUUAAAACAUUACUGUUCACAAACUAUUUAAUUACAUUUUGAUUUGUUUUUUAACUUACAUCAUCAUUAAUGAAAAGUAAUUUAGUUUCAAAAGCCCCAGUGUUUCAAUGUAAAUUAAAACCAUUUUAUUAGAAGAAAAUGCAGGUCACUUAUCUUGCACAGUGUAUUUUCAAACAAGGCCCCAGAUGGACCUGCAUGGGCGUCCGCAGGAAUUUUUCCGGGGGGGGGGGCAUAAUUGUAAUGACAUCUAUGCUUGGCCUCUUUUUGACAGUGUCAUAAAGUGGUGGAGUAUAGUCAUUAUCACAUAAAGCCAGGGUGAAUAGCGUUUUCACAACUAUGGUGUCAGGAAUACAAACAUGUAUAGUGUUCCUUUAAGCAAAUUAAAGGAACAUUCUGGUAACCAUAACAACUUCAUCUAAAUGAAAAUGCCAUGAUGCCAGGAAGCCCCUGGGUGCUCUCUUUCCUUUAAGAGGUUAAACCGCUCUCAGAUAGUUUAACCCCAAAGGCUUCCUCCAGCUCCAGGUCGCUCAGUGGUAUUCGGUAUCUGAAACGGAGUGUCAGGAAGUGCAGAUUGAUGUCAGGCAUGGGUGCCGCUGAUUGGCUAGAGUUGACAGUUGACGAUCUAAGCCAAUCGCUAGUUCCCGGUUCAUAAAAGUUUUUUACUUUUUUUAUGACUGGGGAGCUACUGAUUGGCUUAGAGUGCCAGCUGACCGCUCUAGCCAAUCAGCAACACCCCUACCCAGCGGCACUCUGUGCAUCCUGACACUCAGUAAAUAAAAGUGAACACAUUAACACUGAUAUUUUUUUUUACCUGGGGAGAUGAGAAGGUCCAGAGUUUCCCUGCCAGGCCCAGGUACCAAAGCCUUAUGAUGUGGUGUCCAGAAUAAAGUGGAGGGUUCACUUCAUUUGUCCUUCCUGCUCCAAUCUCAUUUUCUUCUCCUUCAUUUGACAGUCUUCUUUUUCUUCUGACACUGCCUUCUAUAUUUGUCUCCUUCUGCUCCUUUCUGCUUAUUUUGCGCCCUUCUGCUCCUUUCUCAUUCUGAUUCCUUUCUGCUCCUUGCAGACCCUUUCUGCUCCUUCUCCUACUUUAGCUUUGUGCUCCUUGCUGUCCCUUUCUGCUCCUUCUUCUACUUUACCUUUGUGCUCCUUCUGAUUCUUUCUGCUCCUUUACCUUUGUGCUCCUUCUGUCCCUUUCUGCUCCUUGCAGACCCUUCCUGCCCCUUGCUGCACCUGCUCCUUGCAGACCCUUCCUGCUCCUUGCUGCCCCUGCUCCUUGCAGAUCCUUCCUGCUCCUUGCUGCCCCUGCUCCUUGCAGAGCCUUCCUGCUCCUUGCUGCCCCUGCUCCUUGCAGAGCCUUCCUGCUCCUUGCUGCCCCUGCUCCUUGCAGAUCCUUCCUGCUCCUUGCUGCCCCUGCUCCUUGCAGAGCCUUCCUGCCCCUUGCUGCACCUGCUCCUUGCAGACCCUUCCUGCUCCUUGCUGCCCCUGCUCCUUGCAGAUCCUUCCUGCUCCUUGCUGCCCCUGCUCCUUGCAGAGCCUUCCUGCUCCUUGCUGACUCUUCAUUUAGGCUGCCCCUCACCCCCCAUGCCUCACUUGCCUAAUCUAUAGGCUGCCCCCCCCAUGCCUCACUUGCCUAAUCUACAGGCUGCCCCCCAUGCCCUCACUUACCUGAUCUGUGGGCUGUCUCUGGCUGCAUGUGUUGCUCCCCUGCGGUUUCAAUCAGCAGAGAGAAGCAGGGAUAGAUGCAGCUUCCUAUCCCUGUCUCUCUCCAUGGCCGGCGCCGGUAUUGCAGUUCAUUUUAAAUCUCACACGAAAAAUAGCAGAACAAGCUGAAAAAUCCAGACGGGGGCAAGAUUUGGAAGAUCUUUGGUGUUAGAUUGCCGUAUACAUUGUGGUGUAGACCAUAUCACUGCAUUUUAAUAAAAUGAUCAAUUACUCUUUGCAGAUUGUGGUUUGAAUAUAAUAAGCACAAUGGAAAAUUCAAAAAUAUUAUAGAGCAUAUUCAUUAAGAAAUGAGUUGUGCUAUUUUAACUUUUUGGUUCUAAAGUCUCCACCACUUGUCCUUUAGUAAACAGACCCCUCGAAUUGCAAAAAACUGCUAAACAGUGUAAUUUAAUUUUCAAAUAUUCCCCCCCCCCCCAUAUUACAAUAAUCUGAUCAUGAAAACAUUAUGCUUCUCUAUACAAAAGCAUAGGUGCACUAAACGUCCACAGCUAAUCAGCUGAAUGUACGCCAUGCUAACAUUCCUUCUUCGCCAGAUAACUUAAAAUGUUACAUUCUUUGUUCUGCAGGGUCUAUGCAGCUUAUUUUGUAGUGGAAUAUCCUUCUCACUCCAAUAUAAAAAAAACCAAUUGAAAAAUCUGGAAUAAAGCACAAUACAGAACCUUUAUAUUCAUUGUACAGAGAUUAACAUCAAUAGGCAAAACUCCCGAAAGAAUGGUACUCAAAGAUGUAGUGUCUUCACCCUGACACUAGUACAAAGGCGCAUUUAAAAAAAAAAAUACAAUUCACAAAAGCAGCCCACGGAUCCCCAUCAAUCACUCUUUCGGUCCUGCUGAGGUUGUGUACACAAGGGGUAUGAGAUCCAAGGAGUCCUGGUGUUACAGUGAUCCGGCAGAAUAGAGAAAAAAAUAUAAAAUUUUGAUAACAGAAUGUUGCAAAAAUUGAAAGGUAUUAAUCUCAAAAUACUUGAGAGAUCCUGAAUCUCAACUCAGUUUGGCCAGAUUCCCCAAUGAUGGAAAUAAGCUUGUCUUUAAAGGGCUCCAAUACACGUUUUUUGCAUGCACCCAUGUUCAUGGUAAAAUUAAAUAUAGCCACUUGUGUUUUCAUUAAAGUUUUUUAUGUACUUAUUUUCACAUUUUUAACUAUACAAUCAUUCUAUUGCUAUCAUUGCUAGUGCCAACCUAGCAUCCUCCGGGGUAAAGAUGACCAUUUCCUGUAUUCUCCUUUUUUAUUUUCCAUAGAGUACCGCUGAGACACAGAUAAACCAGGCAUUGCUAGAAGUGGCAGCCAACACAGGACCCAUGUCGGCCCGCACCUUGUCACAAGGAUCAGGGGGUAGUAUUACCGAUGCGCUGAGUGAGGGGGAUUAUGUUUUUGAGCCGUCCCUCCCGAGAGAGAACAGCCUUCUACAACGAUAUAGCGAGGACCCCACAAACUUAGAAGAGGAUGAGGUAGAUGGAGGAGGACUGGAGACAGGUGGCUGUAUGUCUCCCGGACCCUUCAUACAAGCACCAGGUAAAGACGUACAUCAUCGUGAUUUUUACACAAAUGUCGCCUCUCUAGCUAGAAUGUGUGGAUCUGUCCUAUUGUUAAUUAUGUUAAUUUCUACAUCUGUAAAAAAAAAGUGUUUGCCACAAAAUAUAUAGAUCAAGGUGAUCUGUAGACAGUACCCCAGCUGCUAAAUUUAAUCUCUAAUAAUGCUUCACCAGCAGUUGAUAGCUGGACGUGCAUUACAAUUUAAACAGGAAAUCCAUACAUGAAAGGAACAUUAUAGUCACCUAAAUUGCUUUAGCUAAAUAAAGCAGUUUUAGUGUAUAGAUCAUCCCCCUGUAAUUUCACUGCUCAAAUCACUGUUAUUUAGGAGUUAAAUCACUUUGUUUCUGUUUAUGCAGCCCUAGCCACACCUCCCCUGGCUAUGAUUGACAGAGCCUGCAUGAAAAAAAAACUGGUUUCACUUUCAAACAUAUGUAAUUUACCUUAAAUAAUUGUUGUAUCUCAAUCUCUAAAUUGAACUUUAAUCACAUACAGGAGGCUCUUGCAGGGUCUAGCAAGCUAUGAACAUAGCAGGGGAUAAGAAAAUCUUAAUUAAACAGAACUUGCAAUAAAGAAAGCCUAAAUAGGGCUCUCUUUACAGGAAGUGUUUAUGGAAGGCUGUGCAAGUCACAUGCAGGGAGGUGUGACUAGGGUUCAUAAACAAAGGGAUCUAUACACCAAAACUGCUUCAUUAAGCUAAAGUUGUUUUGGUGACUAUAGUGUCCCUUGAACAUCUGCCUGCCUAAAAUAUAUAAAACUAGACACACAAAAAAAAAAAAAAAACUAAACAUUUCAUAUUGCAUAGAUUAUAAAAUGCUUAAUAAUGAGUUGGGUUUUUUUGCUCCUCGUUAAGGAUUUCCUAUUUAAGAAUCUACUGGCACACUGUCCUUGUGUGUUUCUCAUACGUAGCAGUCAUGAGAUGAUACCAAUUAUGUGAUUGUCCAUUUUGAAGCACGAAGGCAGAGCUGGUCACUAUGAUCAUGGCAAAUUCUAUACCAAGGGACCUGUGCUUGUUCUUACUUUGAUUCCUUAUGAAUAGUGAUGUCCCGAACUGUUCGCGAAUGGUUCGCCGCGAAUGGUUCGCCGCGGACUCAUCAUUGAGUAAACUUUGACCCUGUACCUCACAGUAAGCAGACACAUUCCAGCCAAUCAGCAGCAGACCCUCCCUCCCAGACCCUCCCACCUCCUGGACAGCUCACUAAGAAUGCAGCUUCACAAUGGAUGCUGUCCAGGAGGUGGGAGGGUCUGGGAGGGAGGGAGGGUCUGCUGCUGAUUGGCUGGAAUGUGUCUGCUGACUGUGUGGUACAGGGUCAAAGUUUACUCAAUGAUGAGUCCGCGGCGAACCGUUCGGCGAACAGUUCGGGACAUCACUACUUAUGAAUCAAAAAUAAAUUAGAACCCAAUGACUCUAGCCAGGCAGGUUAUCAUCCACCUUGGCGUUAUUCUUCCACAAUCAAGGUUCUGAAUAAAAAUGCUAUGGACAUUGAUUGACAGCGUAAAGGGACAAUAAACAGUCAGAAAUACAACAGUGUGUUUCUAAACCUAUAGUGUUAAAAAUACUGUUUAUCCCCACUGCCCCCCUUAAAUAGGUAGAAAACUCACUUUAUUUCCUUUUCUCUGAAAAGGCAGUGUUUACUGUACAAAAAGCACACAUGGACAGUCUAUAGACACCAGAAACAAACUACAUUAAGCUGUAGUGGUUCUGGUGACUAUAGUGUCCCUUUAAUGACACAACACUGGUUUAAAGGAUCUGGGACCUCUGGUUUUUAGAUAGCUCACUACCUAAUGUAGGCCCAUCCCAUGCCAGAUAAAUUCAGUUCUUAUGGUUCCACUUUUUUCAAAUAUCAUCUUAACCUACCAGUUUUUAAAUAAAAGGCAAUUCAUAUUAAAUUGCUAUGACUUACUUUUCGUUUGUUACUUUACUUUGUAACUGAAACUAAAAUGUUAUGUCUAUAUAGUGUGUUAUGUAACAAGAAUCAAAUCACAUUACACUGUGUAUGUUGAAACACCAAAUUGCCAUCUUAGACUAUAAAAGUUAUAUUGUUGGAUAAGCUUUUCAAGGUAUUUAAUAAUUUUGGAUCCAUUUAAAAAAAAAAAAAUAUCAAAAUAUUAAAAUUUUAAAAAUAUAUCAUAAAAAUAAAUAUUACAAAUAUUUUCAUAGUGUUAACUAGUUUUAAAAGUUUAUUUAAAACUCUCAAGUCAUUUGAAAAGAUUAUCCAACAAUAUUAAAUUGUGGCCUAAAUGUUAUCUUUUAUAUCUUUAAUGGUAAAUUAGUAUUAGAUCAUCUUAUUCUUCUCUGCACCAAAAGUUACUGGGUGUGCUUUAUUUUAACCCACAUUAUAAAUGUUUUCCACAUUAAGUAUUAUAAAACAAACCUUAAUGGAAGACCAUUUGGGAUUAUAUUUUUACAUGUUAUGUCUAUGCCAUUUAGAAAAUCCAGUUACGAACUUUGUAUUUUGGCCAAAUGUACACAAAUUUAAUGGGGCUUGGCCAUCCUAUUAUGACUAUCAAGUCAUAAUUUUGGAAUAUCUCCUAUACAAAUUAUAGAAAAUCUUACGGAUUUAAAAUUUGUUGUUUUUUAGAAUAUGUGAACCAAAGAGAUGCAGAGAGAAGCCGCUCACCAAUCAAGACACCUAGAACCUCGGUGUCCACCUUGGAACGACAGAAAGGUCAGCUUUACAGAAACGGUUUGAUCAGAGAACCAAGGAGCCCUGUAGCAUUGUCGGCUCUGGACAAUCCUGAUUACCUACCCCCUCCUGGGCUUCACCUACCAGACUGUUACCCUCAAGCUUUUGACAACCCUUAUUACUGGAAUCAUGAACUCAACACAGCAAGGGAUGAAGGACAGAUUCCAAAUGGACCCAAUGGGUUUACUACUCCAACUGCGGAGAAUCCAGAAUACUUGGGGCUAGAGGAGGCAACUAGCAGGCCUCGGGAUGUUACAGCUUAAAGGGGGUAAUGACAGUAUGCAGGUUAAAAAGAAGAUAUUGGCAGCUGUUCAGAUUAAGUCAUAAAUUAAGGCAAUAUGGUUUUCCACCUGUUGUGGACUCUACAAGCAUGGCUGCUGGUUAACUUCCUGGUUGAGACUAAAUGGCUCUUAUUGUUAAUACUUGGACUGGUACAAAGACUACCCAACUAAGGUUGGUUGUUGUGUAAUUAGACUCAUUGUGUGGUCAUCAUGAAUGAAAGCCUCAUGUAAUAAUCUGCUUUUAUUACAUAGCACCACUAUUGGAUUAAACAUGAUGGUCAAUGUGUAACCUCAUGUGGAUGGUACAAUCUCAUAAUGACUAUUUACUUAAAUCCUCAAUCUGGCCUCAUAUUUUGAGGCCAAACUGUGUAUAGCGAUGUGGGUAUUCUGUCUGCAAUUGUAGUUUCGGCAAUGACUCAUCUCACGAACCUGAAAACAGCAUCACACUAGUUAGGCAAUGAAAAACUAAAAGUGAAACUGUAGAUCUCUUUUUACAUGUACCCUGCUGGUGGGACAUUGCAGUUCACCAUCAGCUAGAGCAGGGGUAGGCAACAUUUGGCACUCCAGAUGUACUACAUCUCCCAUAAUGCAAUGCUUUUGCAGCCGUAAUGCUGGCACAGCAUCAGGGGAGAUGUAGUCCAAAACAUCUGGAUUCCUGAAGAUUGCCCACACCUGAGCUAGAGGCAGGAUUAUUCUCUAAUUCUGGUAAAUAAUCAUGAAAUUGCAAAAUAGACAAACUGGAAUAAUUCACCCAGUGGACUAUGUUCUAACCAUAGUUAUGUUAGCCUUAAAUGUGUAAUUAUUUGGCAAAUCACUGUUUAGUGAGUUGGAGAUUAUAUUUCCAAGGAAGCUAUUUUUUCUACAUUUUGCCAUUUAGUUUUCAAUUUUAAAAGUGUAUACACUCAUGUGUGUCUUUACAAUAUCCCACUAAUUCUUCAGAAGGUUAUUGAGAACAACCAAGACGUGGCCCUAGAAUGGAGGUCCUUGGCUACAUCUGUCACCAUUCUAGGUCAGAGAUGGGCAACCUUUGGCUCUCCAUAUGUUGUGGUCUAUAUCUCCCCUUAUGCUUUGCCAGCAUAAUGGCUGUAAGAGAGAUGGGAGAUGUAGUCCACAACAUCUGGAGUGCCGAAGGUUUCCUACCCCUGUUCUAGGUUUAUCACUUACUGGUUGGGAUAAGAGGAGUGGUAAUAUAACUAUAGCUGGGUGGUCAUCUUUAACCAUGUAAAAACGGUAUCAUCACAAUUCAACAUCAUAUUCAAAGUAUUGGCAACGACCAUUUUCCCAGUACCACAGUCAGAGGAGUUCAACAGAUAAAAAGAGAACCGAGUUUUAUCAUUGUUCAGUCAGUAGAAUGAUACUUCAAUGUUCUCAAAAACAGAAACUUGAUUGAACAAACAAAGACACAAGGGUUUCACAACCAUUUCCCCCAGGAUAUGCUCACUAUAAUAUAAAGUGUAAGACACUGCCUGUAGUAUAUGGACUAUUGGUUCCCAAUCCAGUCCUUAUGGCCCAGCAACUGUGCAGUACGUGUGUAUUUCCUAUUUUUAUUUCAAAGGAAAUACUGGCAAAACCUGGACUGUUUCUUGGCCGUAAGGGCUGGUUUGGGCACCACUCACAUAGACUAUGGGGAGAAAGGGGAGAAAUCAAGGCAAAAACAGAUGAUAAUUGGGGCAAAGUGCUACAUAAUGAGCAGUUGCCACAGAAACCAGCAGAAUGUUUCUAAACAUUUAGCACUUUGCACCCAGAGUAGCACCGGUUUGCCUUAAUAAAUCCCCGCUUUGUGUUGAGGAAACCCUCUGUCAAUUUCACACUUGAUCAAAAAUGUUUUCUCUGUUGCCUUUUAUUAUUGGUUGAACCACUACAAAGCCUGCCCCUGCUACAACUGUAUAGCCAUAACAUUUGUUAAAUGCAAAUGCAAUGCCAUUUUUUUCGCCAAAGGCACAUACUGAAUACAAUCAUGACAUUUUCCUGUAUCCCGUAUCUGUUUUUUUACACUGGUUUGUUAUCUGUUUCUCUGCAAUAAACAGUUACAUCAAACCAUGUAAAUGAACAAACAAAUUAGAUUAAAGUGCACAUACGGCUAAAAAAAAUUGUUAAAUCGGUACCGUGCUUUCUGUGGGUCUGACAGUUUGCAUUGUAAGUUUCCUUUUUUUAUGACAUAUGUAUAUUUUUGGUUUUGUACUUAGAAUAUUUUGUGUGUUUUUAUAUUUUUUUUUUUUUCUUGCCCGGAAAACUUUAUUUUUUAUUGUAACUGCACUUUCUAAUCCAAAUAUCACAUUGGGUGGCUUUGAAAUGAUCGAAUUCUUUUUACUUUACUUUUAACGUCAUUAAAAACCUUUAAGAUAUAUGUAUAAUUUAUACGUGGCAUGGGAUUUCUUGUCAGGUUCAAAUUAUUAAGUCACUCUCAUAGAAUUCAUGUGAAUUACACAUUUUCUUCUAUUUAUCGUUUACUCCAAUCUUUGGGAAC